GAGGAGGAUCUCCGCGGCUUGGGGAGAAAGGGAACAAGGGCAACUGGGUGCACUUUGUCUUUAACAGGCUCCGGGCCAAAAAUCCGCGCUUGCAGGCUCGCAGGCAGCGGCGGCGUAACAAUAUCCCCACGUGACUGCCAUGAAAGCCUCUGUUCCAACCAGCCAGCCACCGAGGGAGGAAAAGAAACUUACAAGAGGUCGGAGAAGAGGCGCCGCUCGUCAUUUACGCACUAGAGAGAGAAGCCAAACCUCGGGGAUGUGAUACGAAAUUGACCAGAAAGGGCUGGAAAAGACGGAUUUGGCCACGCUUCUGCCCUCCCCUGUUUUCUCUCCACUUCUCCGCGGUUUUGCUUCGCUCUCCUGUCACUCUUAACUUCUUCCUCCUUCCUUCGAAGGCUCCCUUUCCCUCUCCGCCUCUUCCUUACUUUUGGAUGACUUUCUCCCCCACAACCCCAUCUCCCUCCCUUCUUCUCCCCGGCUGCAACUGCGCCCCGAUCUCCAAGGUAACGCCUCUCGCAGCAACAUGCCGGAGCAGAUCAGCGUCUCCGAGUUCGUGGCCGUGACUUCGGAGGAUCUCAGCUCGCCGGCGGCUUCCAGCUUCGCCUCCAAAUUGCAGAAGUGCCGGGGGGCCGUGGUGGCGCUGGAAGAGGUGAGAGGGGCGGCGAGGAAGUGGGGCUUGUAUGGGGAGGGGGGACGAGAAAAGGCUCUUUCGUUGGGGGAAAAGGCUGGGGAACCGAAAUGGUUUCCUUACACCCCGCCAUCUAAAAAUAAUAAUAAUCGCGCCUUUCUUGCGCGUAAAAGUGGGCGCGGUUGUCUCCUCGGCGCGGCGCGCACCUGAGCCUUAACCUAUUUACUAAGAAACAAGCCGCCCCAGUGCUCAGUGGGGCUUGCUUGCAGGUGAUGAUGCAGAAGUCAGCAGCAGGUUUAGUUCCGCGUUCCUAGCUCUCGCCACUUUCUCUAAAUUUUACGGCUUCCUUCAGUUGGGGAAGGGCCCAAACUCGGCAGGGGAGCGCCAGUCUUUGUGCGCAGAGGGUCCCAGGGUCCUUCAGGCUCCAGGUCGGAUCAGAAAUGGCCUUCGCCAGAAACUAAGAGUGCUGCUACUUGGCAUUGUAGACCACAUCCAGCUAAGUGGCUCCAACGUCUGCUCAGCUCUGUCCUCCAAGAGAAGGGGGGUGGCUAUGGGGGACUGCUGCCGCCUGCCCCUCGGCAACUGUCAUCUGAGGCAACCAUCCACCUUUGUCUUAUGGUAGGGGGCCAGUCCUGAAAUCAAUAGUACUGUAAAUUUUCUGCCUGAAAGUUAUUGAGUUCUGAGGCAGGUGCUCACGAAGUGUGGCAAAGGGAACAUCUGUAGAGCCAAGGUUGCCCCUGAUUUGCGCCAACCUGAGGGACACCUGAUGCAGCCCAAAUACAGCCCCAGAUAAAUGUGGGUGCAAGGCUAACGUUCCAUUAGGGGUUUUUAAAACCCCAAAUAAGCAUAUGGUUAGGAGGGGUGCAGGAGCAGAUUCUGUGCCAACCCCCUCCCUCCAGGAACAAGAGGGGGUCAACUCUGCAGGCUGCUUCUUCUCAAGCACCGUUCCUGUUGAUAGAGCAUAAGACUCUUAAUCUCAUGGUCAUGAGUUUGAGCCCCAUCUUGGGCAAAAGAUUCCUGCAUUGCAGGGGGGUGGGCUAGAUGAGCCUUGUGGUCCCUUUUUAAAGCACUUGCAGAAGAGCACCCUGCAGCCUGCAGGAUUGAAUCUGCCACUCACCAAGCAGGUGAGUGGAGGAGGAUUAAAUUCUGAAUCCCCGUGGAGAGCGUUCAGGGAAGCAGAUGCCUUGCAGCCUUCUCACCUCAUGCCCUGCCCCCUGACUGUCCCAGUUCACUCUGGACGACUCAGUCUGGCCACGGCUGUCUUGAUUUGGCCCAAGCUGAGAUCCCCACAAGUAGGUUUGGUUUUGAUUGGGCUUUGUCCAAAUCAGGCCCACUUGCCCUACUUUGUACUUGACAGAUUCAGAAUCCAUAUUUAUCCUCCUUGUAAUUAUCACUCCCAGCCAUGCAAGUUCUUCUUCUGUUCAGAAUGUAAGACGAGAUUCUGUGAGUGCACGGUCAGCAUUCAGGAGGCCACUCUUCCCAAGCCAACCUGCUUUGGAGGUGCUCAGGCUACGUAGCCCUGUACUUUUUCUUGUUUGCUGUGACCCCACUAAACAAACUUUUGUUUGUUGAGCCUCUACUCCACUUGGAUCAAUACUCCGUCUGCAUUUGACAUGAUAUCAUAGUUGUUCUUCAUCCAGAUGUCUCUGUGUGUUUGUUCUGGGAGAGGGGCUGUGAGAUUUCCAAGUGACUCUUUACCAGGAUGCUAAGAUGCAUGCAUUUGGAAUGGUUACUUCACCCGCUUCUAUAUUAUGAACCAGGAGAGAAUUCCUGGGAAUGGGGACAAGAGAUGAGUACCAUUUUCUGAAGGCUUAUCAUUAAGGCAACUACAUAUCCUGUUUUAUAGAAUACAGUUUUUUGUUUGACAGCACCCUCCGUUGGAAGGGCUGUCAAGCCCCAGUCUAGCUAAAACAUAGGAGCAUAAGAGGAGCCUAGCUGCUGGAUCAGGCUGGUGAAGCAUCUAGUUCAGCAUCCUCACUAUGGCCAACCAGACUCCCUAGAUUAGGGGUCAGCAAACUUUUUCAGCAGGGGGUUGGUUCACUGUCCCUCAGACCUUGUGGGGGGCCGGACUAUAUAUUUUUUGGGGGAAAUGAACGAAUUCCUAUGCCCCACAAAUAACCCAGAGAUGCAUUUUAAAUAAAAGCACACAUUCUACCCAUGUAAAAACACCAGGCAGGCCCCACAAAUAACCCAGAGAUGCAUUUUAAAUAAAAGGAAACCUUCUACUCAUGUAAAAACACGCUGAUUCCUGGACCGUCCGUGGGCUGGAUUUAGAAGGUGAUUGGGCCAAAUCCGGCCCCUGGGCCUUAGUUUGCCUACCCAUGCCCUAGAUUUUCCAGCAAAUGGUAUCCAGAGGCAUACCAUCUUUGAUGGUGGUCAAACAUAGCCAUUGUGGCUACUAUCUGAUAGCUAUGGAAAUGCCCUGUUAUCAGUGUGAGAUAAGUGGAUUUCUGAUGGUUGUUAUUGUUUAGUCGUUUAGUCGUGUCCGACUCUUCGUGACCCCAUGGACCAGAGCACGCCAGGCACUCCUGUCUUUUUCUGUUGGUAGCCUAAGGUUAUUUCUGCAGCCCUCAAACUCUGAGUGUUUGACACAUGCCAGUAAAAGUUCCUCCGAUCCAUGCUUAUUCCAGGUUUGCAGAGAUGAAUGUUGAGGUAGGCCAGAAAUAAGAAGAAUCAGUUUUGGAAUAGGCUAGCAACCCCAACAUAUGUUUUAUAUUUGCAGUCUAAAAGCAGGAAAUUCAAAAAGUGGGUUCAUAUUCAGACUAUAUCUAUUUAAAAUUGAAGGGCAAGUUAGUGGCUAACCUAAAUCCAUUAAAUUCAGUGGGACUCCUCUGAAUUUGACUUAUCUGGAUACAGCCCAGUAUGCUUUAGUCUUGUUUUUUUUAAACACACACUCAUACACAGAAGUCUUUCUAAAGAACAUGGUUAGAGGCCGUUUCCACAAACGAUGCUUUUCUUACAAUGUUGGAAGUGAAACAUCCUUCAGCCAGAAUUGAUGCCUUCCACACUGAGUCACACACUCUUUAUUAAAAAUGAUAUUUCUUAAUCUCGCUUGUUAAAUAAUGCUUUGAUUUCUGUCCCCACACCCCUUCCAAGAAACCACAAGGAGUGUAAUCUUGGAUGAUAAUGUGAAUUAUCUUUUUGACAAAAUUGCUGCCUUCCACACUGAGUAAUGGACUCUGGAUUAAAAGGCAGAUUUGUUAAUUUGUCUUGUAUAAGUGCUUUGAUUUCCAAACCUUGAGAACUGCAGUCUUGGGUAACGAUGAGCAUUCCAUUGCAAUUCCUCAAUCUGACAUUACAGAUACCUGCUCACUUUCUGAAUUCUUUACAAUCCCCGAGGCAGCUCUGAGAACUCUACAUAAUGGAGACAUUGCAGUGCUGAACUUGGGCUGGAGACCUCCCCUGUUCCAAAAGUCGCUUCCAUUACGCUGCUGUGCUAUACAGUGCCUUCUCUAGUGCAGCACCAUGAAACGUAUCUGAUGAGUUCUGGGAAAUGGGAAAACUUGCAUAUAUACACUUUGGUCCAAAAAACAAAAAAACGCUUAGACUUUCUUGGUCUCUUCGGCUGUGUGCUUAAUUUUCUUUCAAAACUGCUCCUUCAUGUGGCCAAUCUUGCAUCUGCAUAGUUCUCCCUGAGUGUCCCCCAGAGAUGGAGUCAAGCUGACUCAUGUAUGUGAUGACUCCCCACCCCUAACCAUAGGGGUGGUUCUCAGGAAUCAUCUAUAUUUGGGGGCUGGGAAGCCGUGGUCUUCCAGAUGUUGUUGAACUCCAACUCCCAUCAGCCCCAGCCAGCACUGGCAAUGUCAGUGAUGGGAACUGUAGUCCAGCCACAUCUAGGGAAGGUCUCACUUUACCCACCCUGUAUAUAAUGCCUUGUUGCUAAGUCAGAGGCAGUAAUGCUUCUGAAUUCCAGCUUCUGAAUUGCAGGGGAAAGUGCUCUUGUGUUUGGGUCUUUGCACAGACAUCUGCUUGGCUGCUUUGAGAACAGGAUACUGGACUAGACGGAUCAUUAGCCUGAUCCAACAGGCUCCUCUUACAUUCAAGGAGUGUGCUUGAAAUGGAUCUUGGAUCCCUCUCCAGUUUGAAAUAGUUGUUGCUUUAUGAUUGGAAAUAGCUCCAUGGGCUAAUUUUUGAGGUCGCCGGGAAGCAGAAUAUAAAGGAUAUUAGUAAUAUAAACAAUGUUAGCAAUGCAAAAUAAUCAUCAUCAUGCUGUUGGGUUGUGUGCCUUUGAGGAUCAUUUGCUACCUGGCUGCCUUGCAUAUCUGAUCCAUACACCUCACCCAUGAUCUGCUGCUUUGUUGCCUCUUAUCAAAUGCCAAGCUACACAGCUGGUGGUCAAAGGGCACCUGCAUGUUGUCCUGGCUUAUGUGUAUGUUUCCACACUCCAGUAACUGUCAGACUCAUAUAUAUGCCUAUAAGGCUCUCGAAGCAUUUUUCAAAAUGAGCAGAAAUCUAUUUGUAUUUAUUUUUAAUAAGACAUUUCUUUACACCCAAUUGGUCAUGGGCAGUUUACAAAGAAAUAAGGUAAUAUAGAAACUGAUUAGAAUACAUAAUGAACAAAAACCAUUCUCCUAAAUUCUGUAAAUAGCAUAGUUUAAAAACACCUUAAAAAUGGCACAAUCCCAUCAUCUGAUAAAAGCUCAGUGAAAUAGGUGGGCUUUUAAUUUGGUGCCUGAAAUAAUACAAAGUUGCUGUAUGGCACACAUCAUUGGGGAAGCCAUUUCAACACCAAAAAGGGGCUCCCAUGGAUCCUUGCAAUAUGCACCUCAGUCAACACAGAAAUCACCAGGAGAGUCUCUUCCACUGAUCUUACGCCAGGGUCAGGUUGAUAGGAGAGAAGGCCUUAUCUAAGAUACUUGGGCCCUCAGCCAAUUCAGGGCUUUAAAUGGCAACAUAAGAGACUGCAUGAGAUGGACGACUGGCUGCCUGGGACUGGCGUGAGGUAGAGUCCAUCAUCAUCAGGAUAGCUUGACCACAGCUGCCUAUGCACCAACCUCAUGGCUGGAUUACUGCAAUGCCCUCUGUGGGUGUGUACCUUGGGGGUUGGCCUGGAAGCUGAAGCUGGUGCAGAACAUGGCGGCUAGGUUGCUUGUGGGGGCAAACUAUGGGCAGCAUAUACACAUUGUUUUCAGGAUUUGCACUGGCUGCCGAUCUGCUAUGGGGCAAAUUCAAGGUGUUGUCACUAACGUAUAAGGUCCUGUUCAGCUCAGGACCAGGUUACAGGCCACCUUAUCCCUUAUACACCCAGUAAAACCUUGUGGUUUCUCCUGCAAGUUCCACAGAUAUCAAAAGCUUGUUCUGCAGUAACUCAAAGUGAGGCUUUUUGUGUGGCUGCUCCUGUUCUGUGGAAUUGCAAUCCAGCUGAGAUAUGACAGCUGCCCACUAUCUGCAUUUUGUUGGGCAAAAAAUGAGGACAUUUUUGGUCCAACAGGCUUUUCCAGCUGUUUUAGUUUUUUAAAAAAAUGUAUCAGUUGCUUGGGGUGUUUCUCACUGGGGUUUUUUGCUGCUUUUAUUGUAUAUCACAUUGAAGCAAUUGUGUAGAAGGUGAUUAAUCAUGAUGGCAAUAAUAAUGUCUAGGGCCACAGACUUUCCAUCCUUGUUCGAAAGCAUUCUAUGGAUGACUUCUGCAUGCUUCAAUUUCUCCUACUUGGAUUGUGCGGUUGGAUGAAUUUUAGUUGGUUUGGAUUUUGUUACUUUUCCCUGUGUCUUUUUGGUAAGCUGUAUUGAAUAUUGGUGGGAAAUAGUUGGGCGUGUGGUCUAAACCACUGAGCCUCUUGGGCUUGCCGAUAAGAAGGUCGGCAGUUCGAAUCCCCACGAUGGGGUGAGCUCCCAUUGCUCGGUCCCAGCUCCUGCCAACCUAGCAGUUUGAAAGCACUCCAAAAAGUGCAAGUAGAUAAAUAGGUACUGCUCCAGUGGGAAGGUAAACGGCGUAUCCAUGCGCUGCUCUGGUUUGUGUUCCAUUGCGCCAGAAGUGGCUUGGUCAUGCUGGCCACAUGACCUGGAAAAACUGUCUGCGGACAAAUGCCAGCUCCCUCGGCCUGCAAAGCGAGAUGAGCGCUGCAACCCCAAAGUCGUUUGCGACUGGACUUAACUGUCAGGGGUCCUUUGCCUUUACCUUUAUACUUGUUUUAAAGAGAAGGGACUUUGUGGGGCAGACCAUCUUGAUCAAUAAACCCUUCAAAUACAUUUGUGGCCUGAACUCCGUGAGGUUCAGAAAAAUCUGGAUGUGAAACUUUAAAAGUGCUUCUCUCUUCACUACAUUUUUAUUUUGCCUGUUGAGGUAUUUUGAAUGCUACAUGGGGCUGAUCCUCUUCCUCAUUUUAUCCUUGCAGCAAUCUUGCAAGAUAGGCUGUGCCCGUGAGGUAGGAGAGUGAUGACUCAAGGUCCUAGAAUUACAGGGUUCCUUCCAACUCUACAAUUCUGAGGGUCAUCUGGUCCAACCCCCUGCAAUGCAGGAAUAUGCAGUUGUCCCAUACGGGGAUCAAACCUGCAACCUUGGCAUUAUCAGCACCAUGCUCUAACCAACUGAGCCAGGUUAACUUCAUAGUGGCUAAGUGGGGAUUUGAACCCUCCCCUUCCCUGUCUGCUGCCUUCUGACCAGGAUGCCACUGGGCACAACCUUUCCUGUUGACUAGAUGGAAACUUGCUAUGUUACACUGCUGUCUGUCAAGUCAUUUGUGCAGAAUAGCAGGAGGCUGCUGUCCGUUGUAUCGCUGGUCGUUCCUGUGACACUUUUGCUAAUGCAGCCAAAGUAUCGGUUGAACUCCUUCCAACAUUAGCAUCGUCCGUAAAAAUAGAAGCCAUGUCCAAAUGGCCUUCUGUAAUAUAGAGCCCUUGAUAUUUUGUUGCAGCUUUUUUCUUCGAGUGGGCCGUUGCCUUAAAAACGACAACGACAACAAGAACAACAACUGCUUGCUACUGUGAUCUGGCACUAUUCAGGGUGGAAAUGAAGCAAUAGGAUGUUCCUGAAUAGACAAAUUGCAGAAGAUGAGGAGCUUAAUUGCCCAACAGACAUGUUGUGGCCCAAGAACUCUGCAAGAUGCACAUUGUGGUGGCAGCCUCCCCAAGGCGGUUCUAACACUAUUAGAGUACAGUGCCUCUCUCCGGUAUGGUGUUGGCACACAUUUGGAGAGGCUAUUGCAUUGCACCUGUGGUUCACCAGAAAUGCUCUGUAAUUAAACUGUCUGACCUCAUGAGAGCCGAAGAAAAGCCCUGCUGGAUCAGCCUCAUCUAGUCCAGCAUCCUGUUCUCCCUGUGGUCAACUAGAUGCCUAUGGCAAGGCUCCAAGGAAGACCUGGACACAAUAGCAGUCUUUCCUCUUGGGAUUCCCAGCAACCAUCAUUCAGAGGCAUGCUGCCUCCAACGGUGGGCGUAAGGCCCUAGCCACUGAGUCUGGUAGCCAUUGGUAGCUUCAUUCUCCAAGAAUUUAUCUAAUCCUCAUUUAAAGCCAUCCAAGUUAGUGGCUUUUGCUGCCUCCUGUGGGAGUGAGUAAAGGUAAAGGGACCCCUGACCAUUAGGUCAAGUCAUGACCGACUCUGGGGUUGCGGUGCUCAUCUCGCUUUAUUGGCCGAGGGAGCUGGCCUACAGCUUCCGGGUCAUGACUAAGCCGCUUCUGGCAAACCAGAGCAGCACACGGAAACGCCGUUUACCUUUUCGCCGGAGCGGUACCUAUUUAUCUACUUGCACUUUGACGUGCUUUUGAACUGCUAGGUUGGCAGGAGCAGGGACAGAGCAACAGGAGCUCACCCCAUCGCAGGGAUUUGAACCGCCGACCUUCUGUGCUACCUGCGUCCCUCACAUGGGAGUGAGUACUGUAGCUUAAGUAUGGGGGGGGGGGGAGCUUGCUUUUCUGUCCUGAAUCUUCCAACAUUCAGCUUCAUAGGAUGGCUCCUGGUUCUAGUAUUAUGGGGGGGGGGGGAGAAAGAAACCUUUUUCACUUUCUCCACACUUCACAACAGUCCCCUCAAGAGUAGGCUGCUUCUUCUUCAUUUGCACAGAGCUAGAAACAGGUUAAGAAGUCACAGCCAUCCUGCAGUUUCAGUUCCAGACAAAGCUUUGCAGUUAUUCCAGAUCCACUCUUCCCAUGAGCUCAUGCUGACCUACUUCUAGAUCAUGCUUGGAAUUCUGUCUUGGCCUCAUGACCUCGUAUAGUUUCCAGGUCAGGUGCUGGAAACAAAAGAACUACACCUUCCAUUGGUUGUACAGUGCUGUAUUUUUUAAGUUUAGAUUUGCUGGGAGCCUAGUGAUGCUACUCUGGCACCCCAUCUGGGAGAAUCCAUUUGACUUGGGGGAACUGUUUUGCCCCUGAAAGUUUCAGGGUAUAUACUGAAUUGUGCUUGCUUUUAUAUUCCUUGGCUCUUUUGGCCUGUGGUUGGCUUGUGUGCAUGUACCCCGCAUUACGCAAAUGAGCUCCGCUUCUGCAUAGUUAUGUCCAGAGCUAUACAUGACCUGUAGGUUGCUCUAAAUCUCCAUUUUAACCGGUUAGACAAGAAUCCUAGAAGCCACAGCUUGCAGAUAUUUCCUGUAGUUAAGCAAAGUGCCAUUGGCCAUCCAUGUGUUUGGGAGACGUCAUUUCCUCUGGAUAGCAAACUCAGGCGCUGGGUGCCAAUUGGAUUGUAGCCAAAUUUGGGACACUGAGGAACAAGAGAGGAUAUAUCAUUAUGCAGGGUUUGCAGAGGGAUGAAAAUGUAUGUCAAUCAUCUGAAGUCAUAACGACACUCACUUGUAAAGUUGGCCCACAGGGAUGGGGAUUUGGCCCGUUGGUCUAAAAAGGUUCCCCACCCUCCACCCAAAGUGAGUGAAGUGGUUGAGGAUGCUAGGACUGAAUUCAGUGAAGGUUGAGCUCAUGGGCUGCGGCCAGCAGGUCAAAGCGAAGAACUGCAAAUGCCUCCCUGCUAUGAUGCUGUCUUACGAUUCUGAAUGGCCAGGGCUGUGUCUUAUUUAUAGUAAAUUAUAUCUGCCCUGCUCAUCCCACCCACCCCAGAUAGAUACCAGGCUGCCUUUCAGCAUAGGUUCUCAUCAAAUUAUAGCAGGUAGAAUCAAGCUGGAGCUAAUAAUAAUAAAAAACCCCAGCAUUUAUAAUUGCCGUAUAACAAAAGAAAUGCACCAGCGAAAAAGCAACCCUGAUUCAAAACUGGAGUCGGAGGUGGUUAAAAGAACAGAAUCUGCAUCAGGCUUGUUCUAAAGAUGCCUGGACAACAUUUCAGAACGCCGGAGGCAGGAGGGGAAGUUGGCAUUCCUGUCAGAAUGGUGAGCCAGGGAGCACCCCAAGGUUGAGGGUCUGACGCAAUUUCAAGCUGAUGGCCAGAGCUGUGACAAGAUGGUUUCUCUCUCCCACUCCCUGGUUCAGCUCCCCACUUCCUAAGGGGUUGAUCACCUUUGGGGAUUCGCAAUACUUGCCGCGGCAACCUUUACAAACUGAAAUGUGGAAGGAACAAACCUCACGUGACACCCGGCACUAUUCUUGUUACAGUGGACCUCAAAAAAAAUCUGUUCUCCAGAUUCCCUGUAGCAUUCCCUAUGUAUGCACUUGCUCAGGGAGUUUUUCAGUUCAUGUUAUUGCUACUGGAACACCUCCAAAAUGUUUCCGGACAUACUGAUGCAGAUUUCAAAGAACAAGGGGUGAUAAGGCAUCAAGAGAUAGUCAUGGCCACCAACUUGGAUGGCUUUAAUGGAGGGGAAGAAUAUCAGUAGCUACCAGCCAGGAUGGCCAUACUCUCCCUUCCCUGUUGGAGGCAGCUUGCCUCUGAAUACCAGUAGCUGGCUGGAGAUGCUGUGGUGCUCAGAUUCUGCUUGCGGGAUUCUCAUGGGCAUCAGGUUGGUCAUUGCAAGAACAGGAUGCUGUGCUAGAUGGGUCUUUGACCUCUCAUCCGGGAGGGCUCCUUUUAUGAGUAAAACAAGGGAAACCUUCACUGAACAGGGGAUAAAACAGCAUACCUCAGAGCAGUUGCCAACAUGCUGUCCUUCAGAUGUUGUUGGACUACAACUCCCAUCAGCCCCAGGCAGCAAGGCCAAUGGUCAAGGACUAUGGGUAUUGUAGUCCAACAACAUUUGGAGUGUACUACUUCUAGAGAAAUUGCCUUGGAGUGACAUUUCCUCAAUAUUGGCUAACAGUUAAAAAAAAGACAAAGGAAAAAUAAGCUAGUGGAUAUUGCCCCAUGCUACAAGAAUGGAUUUCAAAAGUUGGUUUCCUUCCUGGGCCAAGGCCAGAAACUCUCCUUCACCUCCAUCCACCCCAGUCUGGGUCUGCAUAGGCUGGAUUGAAAUGUUGUUUUCAGGAGAGAGAGAAAGUCUCAUCAUGGAGGAAGAGGUGAAGUGGAGGAGGGACACUGUACAGACAUGUCUGGGCAAACUUCAGACACGGAAAUGGAGAGCUAAUUGAGCCUUGUGACAAAAUUCUUCAAAACGCUUGCAAAAACAAACAAACUGUAUGUGUGUGUGUGUGUGUGUGUGUGUAGGACAUCAACCUUGGCCUCCAGUCUAUGAAAAUAAUUGAGAAAUCCAGGAUUUUACUGUAACUCUAUCCUGGGCAGUAGUCAGUCCAUCCUAAAGCAAAGGUAGAGAGUGAAAGAUAGUUUUAGGCUGUUAAGUAGAUUGCAGCAGUAACUGGGGAGGGGGUGAUUAAUUGCUCCCCCCCCCAUGGUGGAUACUUCAGGGUGGGUUGUUCCUGCUAGUAUGAACAUUUAAAUGUGUAUAUUUUAUGCAAAGGAUUGAAAUCCUUGUUAUUGAGAGAGAGAUGGGUGGCUGUUCUUAGCUGUUGAUAACAUUGCUGUACUUGUUACGAUGGAUAAAUAAUGGCUGCAGUCCUUAGAAUACACUGUUCACUUUUAAUCUGGAAUCAGUCCAAGCACAGGGAUCUGAACCUUAGUCGUCGUAAAUCUGAAAAUCUUUUGCCCCCCUACCUACUAUCUGAAAUAACUGUGCCUGGUCUUUCACUGAAUGUAGUACAGUAUUGCCAGCUUAAGAGGAAUUGAUGAAAGAUCUACAGCAGGGGUAGCUGACGUAGUGCCCUCCAGCAGGAUUUGACUACAAUUCUCAUUAGCCGCAGCCAGGAUAGCCAUGAGCGACCAUGUUGGCUACCCAGGAUCAACACUUUACGACUCAUGAAACUAGAGUUAUUUUCACAGUUUAAGGUCAGCAAUGAGGAAAAGUGGGGCUCUUGUGCCUUGAAUCGGGCAGAAAUUAAACUGAUUAAGCCUUUUCUAGUAUGGAAAUAAAAUUGCAGGGAAAACCUUGCCUGUUGACACUCUGCCUGCCAAGCAUCUUAGUACUUGACAUGUGACCUCCCGAUUUAAUUCUGAGCCUUCCACCCCACCUGCAAGGAAUAUGCAAAUUUGCAUGAUGCAAAGUACAUGCAUUAUUUAUGCAAAUGCAUGCCCUCUUUUGCAGGUAGGGCAGAGGGCCCAAAUCCACAGACGGUGUACAGUAUUGGCCUCAGAAAAUCUUCUUGGCACCCCUGACUCUGAAUAUCUUUUUUUAUACUCUGCUGCUCCUAAUUUUAGAUUUCAUAGCUGCCCUUUUCAGGCUGGGCUUCCUUAACAGUUGGCUGUGUUUUAUUGCCGUACCAACCAGUUCCCACUUCAUUGAGCAGCUCUGCAAAGUGAAGAAUGGCUCUCAUUGAUCUUACUUAACAACCAACGUGCAAAAGAAAGGGCGAUUUCCAAAGAGGCACUCUCUUUCUGACAGCCAGCAAAAGAUUCUGUCUGGCUAGCAGGGCACAUUUGGAAGGAAUUCAAGGCUGAUUUUAGAAUGCAGAGUGUAAAUUAGACAAUUGCACAGAGAGGCUCCGUGGGGUCAGUGAUGGGGUCUAACGCAGUCACAGAUGGAGGCUGUGUGAGGUCACCACCAGCUACAGGUGCAGAGCUGUCUCCUCUCUCUCACUCUGGAGACAUUUUCCCCUUGCAUCUCUGCAUCUGUGGCUGAGCUGAUUAUCCUCAAGGAGGGGUGUAUAUCUCUGAGAUUUUGGACUGCAGCUGCAGAAGUCCAGUGGGGCGUGCACAGCUGCCGGGCUUGGCUUCUGCUGGCAUGAGCUUGGGGAUCUUAGAAAGUAAAAUAAAAAGCAGCGUCUUUGGGCGAUUGUGGAAUAUGGUCUGUAAGAUGCUACAGUAUUUUGCACACCAGGACGCCUCUUUUUGAACUGUUGAUAGACCUAGGGACAUAGCUAGUUACCUUGGAUGGAGGCAGACCCCUGGCACAUCUAGUUCCGUACUGUCAUCACUGAUUGAUGGAGAUGCUCCAUGGCUUCAGAGGGGGACAUUCCUAGUCCGUCUUGGAGAUGCUGAGGAUUGAACCUGGAACCUUUUGCUGGCAAAGCAGAUGCUGUGUUACUGAGCUGCGGUUGGAUUGUCGACAGUGGGUUGUGGGACGGUGAUGUCUUCCUAGCACUUAGUCAACCCAUGGUUGGGGAACCUAGGACCCUCCGAAUGUUGUUGGACUCCCCUCAGUCCCAGCCAGUAUGCUGAAUAACCAACAGUAAUGGGAAUUAUAGUCUAGUGCACUGUUUCUCAAACUUGGGUCCUUAGCUGUUGUUGGACUACAACUCUCAUCACCCCUGACCAUUGGUCCUGCUAGCUAGGGAUGAUGGUAUUUGCAGUCCAACAAUAGCUGGGGAUCCACAAAAGGUUUCCCCACACUCUAAUCUAACUUCCUUGCCUUAAAAAACAAAGGUACAGGAGAAGUUGCUAGAGAGCAGCUGUAGCGGUAGCGACGUCCUCUAGAUGUUGUUAGACUGCAGCACCCAUCAUCCCCUGACCAUUGGGCAUGCUGGCUGUGGCUGAUGGGGUCAUCCAACAACAUAUGGAGAGCACCACAUUGCGACUCCUGCUGUAGAACAAGAGAGAGAAUGGAAUACAGGCGACUCUCAACUUAUGCUUGGGUUAUGUUCCGGACAGUGUUCAAAAUUCAGCAGGAGCCAGGCACAUUUUGCACCUGGCUAUUAACCACUUAGGGAUGCGGGUGGCGCUGUGGGUUAAACCACAGAGCCUAGGGCUUGCCGAUCAGAAGGUCGGCGGUUCGAAUCCCUGCGAUGGGGUGAGCUCCCGUUGCUCGGUCCCUGCUCCUGCCAACCUAGCAGUUCGAAAGCACAUCAAAGUGCAAGUAGAUAAAUAGGUACCGCUCCGGUGGGAAGGUAAACGGUGUUUCCGUGCGUUGCUCUGGUUCACCAGAAGCGGCUUUGUCAUGCUGGCCACAUGACCCGGAAGCUGUACACCGGCUCCCUCGGCCAAUAAAGCGAGAUGAGUGCUGCAACCCUAGAGUCGGUCACGACUGGACCUAAUGGUCAGGGGUCCCUUUACCCUUUACCUUUAUCAACCACUUGCAACCAAGUGAAGAUGCCUGGGCUCCAGGAUGGCACCUGACAUCUCCACCAUCUGGAGGUGCAUGCCUGGGGAUCACUGGAUCUUGACUGUUUUCACACGCUAACACCACAGCCUGCAGAAUUCUAUCUGUUAUAUUUUAUCUGCACAAUUAGAAUGCAUUUCAGGAACCAAGAAGUCACAAUGAAAAAUACGACUUUCAGGCUGUCAGGCCCAAAAAAUAACAACCAGGCAUUCCAUUUUGGGGACUGGUUUAAGGAGCCAUAUGCCACCUAGCUUAUAUAUCUGAGUUUGUGAAUAUGCACAAGCUGCAAGUUACCUGUACACUGUACAGCAGACAGGUGAGCUUUCAUUGUUGAUUGGAGGAGUGGGGCAUAGAUCUUGGCUUAAGAAUAGGCAUGUUUACAAAUGUUUCGACUGAACAAUGCUAGAAUGCUUGCAAGAACUUCCAGAUCUUUGAAAAUAGGAAAGUGAAGUCUUUCUUCUGAGAUGGCAACAAAAUGCAAGGGUGUGGCCUCAUUCUUAGCUUUAUGAAAAACAUUCUCAGUUGCAGCAAAUCUGUUUGCUGCAACUGAGAAUCUCGUGCUACUGUGUAUAAUUAGCAACAAGCAUUCUGCCUCUCACCUGCGUCUGGUCUUCCAGGAACAACGUCGGUGUUUGUCCCUCCUGCAGCUCCUGAGACAGGCUCAGGCCUGCCACGGACACUGUGGAUGCCGGUGGAGCCCUGUUUCCUUGCCUAGGUGGAUUCCUGACUGUGAGGUUCAUGCUGUUUUCAGGGAGCAAUCAGAGGCUGACUCAGGGGCAAAUCCAAGCACUGAUGGUUGCAGGUUCAAAUUCGUUUAUUUGCAAAUGUAUAACCCACAUGUUCACAAAAAUAUAGCAAGGUGGAGUACAACAUCUGAAGAUAGUAUCAACGAAAAGAUCCAUAAAAACAGAAAUAGAUAUCAGUACAUACUGAUUGGUUAAAAGGAAACCACCCAGAGAUUAAGAGCUCUACUGACUGAGCUAUCCCAGCUGUUAACAUCAGGUUCUAAAGAAAGAUCUACGGGUGUCUUCCAUGCAUGCUGAGGGUUGUGUUGGGAUCCUCUGGGUUGUGUGUGCUCUAAUGCAAGUGCUGAUGAUGUCCCUUUCCUUAAGAAGACCCCUUUCCCCCAGCCAAGCUCCCCUCCCCUCCACAGUUUUCCUCUGACUUCAUCCCAUUUUAACAAAUGUUAUCCCUUGCUUGACCCUAAACAAUUGCUUUCUCCCCAUCCAGAUGAUUACAUCCUCCAAGUAUUUUUCCAGCACUGUUAUCAUGACUGAACCUCAGCCAGGCUUCAGGUUAACUCUUUGCUGCUCCGUCCAUCUUUGCAACCUGUUUGAUGGUUUGUGGCAGUGCUGCUCUCUUAGAUAAGCAGGUAAACAAAGACCCCUGUAACUUGGGAUGUGGGAGAAAUAAAUUCAGUUUGCUGUGAAAAUCUGGCAAAUAGCGCUGACAGAAAAAUUAACCUUAAUCCCUGUCCACCGACUUGCACUGAAAGGCUAAGCCCAGGCUUUCUGAUAUUUUCCUUCCAAUCCCUUCUAAAUAUACCCAUCUCAUGACAAUGGCUUGGAGUGGUAAUAUCUAGGGGGGGGAUACAUGUUUAUUGCUACAUCCCAAGCUUUGAUUUAUACAGCCAGGGUAUCACAUCCCAUUUGCUGCUUGAGGUGGAACAGGAAGUGCCUCCCUGCCCUGCUGCUGCUGCCGCCAACACCAUCCGCUCUGCUACCACUGCCAGGAGGCGCUAAUUUCAGGGAAGAUCACACCAGUUUUGGGUGAGAUGGUGCCACUGCUUCUCUUGCCUCUGGAGGAGGCAGUGGGGUAGGUGGGGUGCCUGCAGGAGUGCUGCCUGGGGGACUUCUGGCACCUGAGGCAGCCUCCUCCCCCUGCCUAAUGGCUCUGCCAGCUGCAUACAGCUAAGGUGAAAAGCUACAGUGUGCCGCAUUGCUGAUUUAGGGUCAAUAGCCAAUUGAGGUUGCUUGUGGUGAGGGCCGGAUUUAGGUUUGAUGAGGCCCUAAGCUACUGAAGGUAAUGGGGCCCUUGAUAUGUCCAGCUGUCCUUUGUCAACAACAAAUUGUCUGUUGAAUAUGCUAUAUGGUAAUUUAUGGAUCUAAUAGGUAUCUAAAGCCAUUUGCACAUACACAAUACAAAACACUGUUGCUGUAUGUAGGUUUUGUUUUAUUUGUUUUUUAUCUUAUAUUUUGGAAAUGUACGCCCAGUUGUUGUUUUUCCUUUACAUUUUUUAGGGGCCCCCAAGAGAGUGGGACCUUAAGCUAGAGCUUCCUUAGCUUAUACGUAAAUCCAGCACUGCUUGUGGUUGUUCCUUCUUAGGGAAGAGCUGUGCGGUAGGGGCUGCCCUGAUCUCAGAGGUGGAAGGGAAAGAAUGCUUCAGGACAGCAAGACAGAUGGAACCACUGCUAGCUUUAUCUGUAACUUGAAGAACUUGCUUUUCCUUCCUCCCUCUCAUUACCUUUCCCCUGUGUGUCAUAUCUCUCUUGAAUUGUGAGCCUGAGGGCAGGGGCUGUCUUAGUAUUGAUAUUAUUUUUUUGGUCUUGAGAGACUUUUUGGCUACAGGGGUGGUGUGCAAUUGCUCAUUAAUAAGAAUAAAAACGCAAAACUUUUGCAAAAUUGCAAAGCAGCCAAUAUCUGGUGACCCUUUGUGUGCGGAUGAGCACUUAACAGUAAUGGACAUUUUGCCUCAAACGGCCAAAUAGAGAGAUGUUGAGGCUGGUGUCUCUCCUUUUUACUGUGGCAGAAAGGCAUCUUUAAGAUCCUGCUUUGUAUUGUGAUUCUUUGUUUGAAUCCCUCCCAGCGAGGGCAGAAGGAAAGUGGGAUUGGAAGUUGCUUUGGAUGGAAAGGAGGGCUCAGGAGAUGGACCUGUUUCCACAUUCACAGAGGCUCCUCUUUGGCUGUUGGGGGCGUUUUACGCUUUUGGUGCCUCGGCCCCAGCUGCCUUCUUUCUGUUCUCCAUGCAUGCAAAUAGCUUGGUCGGUAGAGCAUGGGUUUACAUCAGUCAGGGUCAUGGGUUUGAGCCCCACAUUGUGCAAAGUAUUUCUGUAUUGCAGGGUGUUGGACUAGAUAACCCUCAUGGUCCCUUCCAACUCUACAUUUCUAUGAUUCUACGAUUCAGAUAACUUUUGUGCGCAUUUGUAAGGACACAAUUCAGCAGAGAUCUCUACCAACCUUUUUAGCCUCAGUGGCUAGCUGCUUGACUUCUCCUUUUGCAUGAGUGAGGUGAAACAAACCAAGCAGUCUUCAGUUAACCAUAGUUUCCCAUUUUCUCCAAACCAGGAAAGAUUGUGACAUCUGAAUUGCACCACUGACGGUUGGUUUCUAAACAGUGAAAUACUUAUGCACUAGGAAGUAAUAGCAUGCACAAGAAAAGGACAAAACGCUUUGCUUUCUUUAAAAAUACAAUUGACCUUCUUUGGAUGACCUUGGCUAUCAUUUUAUUGGGCAGUAUAAAAUGUCACUGGAAUGGAUGCUCUUAAAUCCCACUGUAGUUUCUCUGGUGUUGCAAUUUACGUCUUGAAUAUCUCCUCGAACAGGCCUUUUAAACUUUACUGCGAACCUUUUCUCCCCCUCACUCCCCAAUACCUGAAAUUAUACCCCUGGAUGGAGAGGCACCUUCAGGGAUACUGUAACCAUGGACAAAUGACUGAAGGGGGAGUAUCUGGCCUCCAGAAAGGAAAUCCCUUCCUGCUAUUAAAGGUUCCUAGUCUUGAUGGCUAUUUGCUGCCAGCCAGGAUUAGAGGCAGGCAGCAUGCCUGUGAAUUCCAGAGAGGGUUAUGAUUCUCCUGCCUCCUGCUAGGCAAAAAGGAUAUUGUAGAUAUUCUGAUAGGGCAACUAAAAUGAUUAAGGGGGUGGAGUGCAGGGCUUUGAACUUUUUAGCUGAGAGGAAAAAGUGAGCAAGAGAUGACAUGACAGAAGUUUCUAAAAUUAUGUAUGACAUGGAGAAAGUGGAGAGAAAAGUUGUUCUCCCUCUAGAGACCCUGGGGAACAUGCAAUGAAGCUGAAUGUUGGAAGAUUUGGGGCAGAUAAAAGAAGGCUCUUCUUCACGUAGUGCAUAGUUAAACUAUGGAACUUGCUCUCAUGGGAGGGGAGGCAGUGAUGGGCACCACCCUUCCUCACCAUGUCUUUGAUUCAAACGGAUGUCUGUCUGUGCUCUACCUGAACACAGGCUCCUUUUUUGUAAUUGGCUAUGUCUUUUGAAACAUAGUAGUGUUUUGACUUGUGUACAUCAGAGCCAACUGCUAGGGGCCGAGGUCCCUUCACACCCCCAAUAAAAUAAUUGAGGAGUCCCUCCAAAUUUGAUGGGCAUUGCCAUUCAAAUGGUGAGUGUGUGCCACAUCUUGUGAUCAGUUACGCAGGAUGGUGCUUACCUGCCCCUCCUCCCCAUGUUUUGUUCAAGUUGGCACCCUUGCUUGCGUAGUUUUGCUGCUGCCUUUGCUGUGAGCCAGUGCAAGACUGUUAAAUAAGUGGAUGCUAUACUUAAUGGGUUGUUGCCUGGUUCUUUUAUUAAGAGGCAAACCAAGAGGAAGCCAGCUAACCUUCAUUAGGUGGAAUUGCUCAAAAAAGGAAAGGCUUUGCAACCUUGUUCCAAAGCUUCAAUUUUCGUUGCCAAGGAUGGGGUUUUAAUGCAGUGGACGCUUGGACUGCGAACAUGAUCCGUGCGGGAUGCACGUUCACAACCCGCGUCUGUGCACAUGUGGGUUGUGAUUCAGCGCUUCUGCGCAUGCGCAAAGCGCAAUUUAGUACUUCUGCGCAUGCACGGCCGCUGAAACCCAGAAGUAACCCGUUCCGGUACUUCUGGGUUUCGGCAGUCUGCAACCCAAAAAAAGCAACCUGAAGUGGCUGUAACCCGAGGUAUGACUGUACUCUGCCCUAACUCACCCGUGUAGCAGACUGGAGAGAUAAAUUGUAUUUCGUAUGUCCUCUCCUAGCCAUCAAUAACCCACAGACACAUCAGAAGCUCCUGUAUACCAAGUCAGACCACUGGCCCAUCUAGCUUGUCUGCAGUGUAGACACUUGACUGGUGCUCUCUAUACUGGCUGGCAGUGUCUCUCUAGACUUUCAGACCCUACCUGGAGAUGCCGGGAUUGAACCUGGGACCUUUUGCAAGCAAAACCGUUGCUCUACUUCUGAGCUGAGCUCCUCGACAGGCCACAUUCCAGUCUCAAGACAGAAUGCAAGAGAAGGCAGCAGACAUUCAAAUGAGGCCCUGCUAGGUGCUUAGGCAGGUUUCAGGUUGCGCCAGGGGCUGCCUGACUGUCUUGUGCUGAGGUCUUCCCCAUCAUUUGAUACCUUUGAUCCUUUCAGACUAGAAGCGCCUGUGAUCUUCUGCAUGCAGAACGUGUUCUCUGCCACAGAGCUAUGCCCUUGUUGCAGCCAGGGAGGAACUGGCUGGAAGCCACACCUCCUUUUCUGCGCUGUUCAGUCAAUGCAUUUUCUCUCUUUCACUCUCAAUCUCUGCACAGCCCACCCACCCCCUCCCCAUGCUUGGGAUCUCUCCACUCCAGAUUCGGGUAGCCUGGCAGCUGCCUUGCACAUCUGCCACAGGCCGGAGCUUCAAAGAGACUUUGUGUGGCCUGGCAAUUCCCUCUUCCCGCCUCCCAGCUUGGCACUGCCCAGCAACUCUGACAAACCUUUGUGUCUUUUUCUCUCUCUUUUUUGCCUCGCAGAGCCUGGAUGGAGACCAAGCCAUUCUCCAGCGGAUCAGGAAAUAUGUGAAAGCUAUUCAUGCUUCUGGGCUCAGUAAGUUAAUGCUCUUUGUGUGCUGGUGUGGCCGCCAAGGGGUGGGGAAGAGUGGGGGGACACCUUGGGGGUAAUGUGUAGGUGCUGCCAGGUGUGUGCAAAGUGCAAUCUGACCCCCCUGUACAGUGUGAGCGGUGUCAUUUCAACAACCCAGAGUCGAGAGAGAAAAGGAACUUUACCGGGCAAACUGAACAAAAGCAGUGCAUACCUUGAGGAGAAAUAAUCAGGCUUGCUGUUUUUUGUCUUUUAGAACAGGCCUCUUUCAAAGCAGAAAGAUAUUCAGCAGUGCAUACUGAGGAAAGGCUCCCUCAGAACUCCCGCAGCCAAUCAGGACACAAGGAUUACGCCAUUCUGAUUGGGUGCUAGGCAAACACUUCCACUACCACUCCCCUCUUGAUUGGCUGUCUUAACUGUCAUUAGAAUGAACCCUUAGGCUACUAACCGAAUGAUCCCUGCUGUUGUACUUCAAACAAUCAGGGAACUUGGGAAGCUGCCCUACACAGUUAGACCAUUGGUCCAUCUAUCUUGGUAUUGUUCAUGCUAAUAGACAGUGGCUUUCUACAGAGUUUUAAUGUUGGACUAUUUCCCAGACCCUGCUUCUCCAUCUUCUUGGUUUUCUGAUUUAAGCUCUGCCACCAAGUUGUUGCAGCCCUUCUCUUCUUCUGGAUUUUGGAGAAACCCCCUUUAACCUCUUUCUUAGCAUUUCACCCUGGUCUAGUUCGCAGUCCGUCACCCGCAAAGUCUGGUGACCCUACAAGAUGACUCUCUUUGGUGGGAUAUAUGAAUUGGGAUCUGGAUUUGCCCUCUCCCAGCUGCCCCAUCACCAGACUGACCUUUUGCUUUCGCCACAGAAGCUGUGCUGUUUGUAAACAUUCUGUGACAGCCUCCUUCGCCGCUAAACAUAUUUGGUGAUUUUAUGAGGUUGCGCUGGCAGCAGGAACACAAUUUGCCUCAGUGCAAGGUUUAGCUGAUGUCAGCCUUGUGCAAUCCGCUUUCAAAAUAUAUAAAUUGCAACACAAGACUUCUGGAUUAGGAUCUCUUUGAAUGCGAAGGCAUAACAAAAUCUGCACUGAGCAUUCUUGCCCUAGAACAGCACACACACACAUAUAUAUAUGUAUAUGUAUGUAUAUAUGUAUGUAUAUGUAUGCACCGCCUGUCUGACUGGGUUGCCCCAGCCACUCUGAGGGGCUCCCAACAAAAUGUUUAAAACACACCAAAACCUCAAACAUUAAAAACUUCCAUGUACAAGGCUGCCUUCAGAUGUCUUCUAAAGGUCAGAUAGUUGUUUAUUUCCUUGACAUCUGAUGGGAAGGCGUUCCACAGGACAGGCGUUACUACUGAGAAGGCCCUCUGCCUGGUUCCCUGUAACUUUACUUCUUGCAGUGAGGGAACCACCAGAAGACAGUUAGAGCCAUAGCUGUCAACUUUCAGAUUUGAAAAUAAGGGAUCAGCAGCCUCACCUGUCCCGGGGACAGUCUAUGGGAUAUCUAACAAUCUGGAAUAGCAGCGGGAAGCAGCAGGAAAUGGCGCUGGAAUAAGGGAAUUUCCCGCAAAAAAAGGGAAGGUUGACAGCUAUGGUUAGAGCUAGAUCUUAGUGUCCGGGCUGAAGGAUGUGGGUGGAGAAGCUCCUUCAGGAAUACUGGCCCAAAGCUAUUUAGGGCUUUAAAGAUCAGUACCAACACUUUGAAUUGUGCUCUGAAACGUAGUGGGAGCCAAUGUAGAUCCUUUAGGACUAGUAUUAUAUGGUCUUGGCAGCCACACCCAGUCACCAGUCUAGCUGCCGCAUUCUGGAUUAGUUGUAGUUUCCGAGCCACCUUCAAAGGUAGCCCCCAGUCCCUGUAUAUGCCACUGUAAAUGCAAUGAAAGGAAGGAAGUAAAUAAAUAAAUAAUCUGCAGUGUGGGUGUCGGAUGUUGCUGGAGAUGCAAUGGAAGAGGCUCAAGUAUGCACCACACAGACCUCUCCUCACAGCUGCUGGAGCACACCCAGCACCACUGCCACAAAAUUGCUUUGCACAAUUCACCACAUGCCUACAUAAUGCCUGCCAGUUGGUGUUCCUGCUGGGCUAUUAAUGGAUGCUGGUCAUGAUGGAUAUAUAUUACCUCCAGGAUCAGAGGCAGCAUGCCUCCAACUAUUCGUUGUUGGGGAACAUGAGCUCUCUUGCCCUCACGCCCUGCUUGUUGGCUUCCCAGAGGUGUCUGCUUUGCCACGGUGAGAAACAAGACAACGAGCUAGGACAAAUUCAUACCAUACAACUAAAACACACUGGCAGCUCCCCCCCCCGGUGAAUUCUGGGAACUGUGGUUUGUUUAAGGGUGCUGAGACUUAUUUUCCUAACUGAAUUACAUUUCCCAGAGUUGCCUAGCAAAAGAGAUUGAUGGUUAAACUACUCUGGGACUAGUAGCUCUGUGAUGGCAGCUCUCAGCUCCCUUAACAAACAACAGCAGAAGCCACGACUGCUUAAAGCGGUAUCAUAGCGCUUUAAAUGUAUGGUGUGAAUGUGGUUCAGUAUAAAGCUCUUGUCUGAUCCUGCAGGGCUGUCUCCAUGUUCAAAUUCUACACACUGCUUUGCUUCUUCCCUGACUUCUGUGGGUAUCUGGAUCCGCCAGAAACCUUCCUUUCUCCUGAUUCUUGUGUCGUCUUCCUUAGCGCAUGUGGAGAACGAGGAGCAGUACAGCGAAACUCUGGAGAACUUUGGCAACAACCACCUUUCUCAGAACAAUCAUGAGCUUUCCACGGGAUUCUUGAAUCUGGCUGUCUUCACCAGGGAAGUGACGGCACUUUUCAAAAACCUGGUAAGGGGCGGCAUUAGGUCUGCUUUUCUUUUCCAUCAAAGAUCUCCACUGCAUUCUUCUUCUCAAUCCAAAUCUGUACACCACCUAUUUAGAGAGAGGGGAUAUUCAACCAGACUCGGCACUUUUAAUAUGGGACCCGCUUCUUUAAAAGAAAUGAACAUGCCAAAAUUCCUUAACCCCUACAACUCCCAUAAGCCCCAGUCCAGUGGUUACUGUUACUCACUAGGGCUACAUUUGCAGCCUACAUUUAAAGCACCAUGGUGGGAGAAAACCAUGACUUUUUAAAGUGGUACCACACUGCUUUAAAUGUACAGUUUGGAUGUGGCUAGAGUCUUUUAUGCAGCCCCUUUAAAAAGAUCUUUAUUAUUCUGACAUUAAUGUUGGAGGCUUACAGUCCUCUUUUUCAUGCACAUCUGAUGAGGUGGAUUCAGGCCUGCAAAAGCUUACGCCGUAAUUAAUGCAACUACGUUCUUCAAGACUUUAAGGGAAUCUGUUUCAGCCGAAGCAACAGAGAUAACUCCCUCUCUGGAAGAUGAUGCAAUUGUGAAUGUGGCCGUCUUGUUUGGGGCAAUAGGUUCCUAUAUUUCAACCACUGCAUUUCCGUAAGGCGUGUUUUCCUUAUUGUUGUGUUUCCAGCUAUGUGUCCUCUGUUGAUGCUGGGGCCCAUUAUCACAAAGCAGGCUGCUGCUACAAGGUGGUCUGUUUGAGGGAAGGAUUUUUAUGGAUAUGGUGGGAACUCUUGAAAGAACUAGGAGUGAGUGAAUCUGUCAAUUUCUGUUUCAGUUGUUUAUUUUUACAAUCUACAGUUCAGUUCUCCAUUUCCACAUCAGUUUGCAUAUGUGUGUGUGUGUCUGUCUGUCUGUCUCCUCAUGAAGAUUCAUCAUCAUCUUAGUGAGAAUUCAUUGUACAAAAUACACAUUUUUAUACAGUGGUAUCUCGGGUUACAUACGCAUCAGGUUACAGACUCCGCUAACCCAGAAAUAGUAUCUUGGGUUAAGAACUUUGCUUCAGGAUGAGAACAGAAAUCGUGCUCUGGCAGAGCGGCGGCAGCAGGAGGCCCCAUUAGCUAAAGUGGUACCUCAGGUUAAGAACAUUUUCAGGUUAAGAACGGACCUCCGGAACGAAUUAAGUUCUUAACCAGAGGUACCACUGUAUGUAGUUUUGCCCAACAGACACAGUUUCGCAAAGCUAUUUCCCCUAAGGGAAGCAUUUUAUUCCAUUAUUUUCACUAACUUAGGCAUUUAUAUGUGUGCUUACCCUAGUAUAAUAGGGACGCGGGUGGCACUGUGGGUAAAACCUCAGUGCCUAGGACUUGCCGAUCGCAUGGUCGGCGGUUCGAAUCCCCGUGGCGGGGUGAGCUCCCGUCUUUUGGUCCCAGCUCCUGCCCACCUAGCAGUCCGUAAGCACCCCUAAGUGCAAGUAGAUAAAUAGGUACCACUCCGGCGGGAAGCUAAACAGCGUUUCCGUGUGCUGCCUUGGUGCUGGCUUGCCAGAGCAGCUUCGUCACGCUGGCCACGUGACCCGGAAGUGUCUUCGGACAGCGCUGGCCCCCGGCCUCUUAAGUGAGAUGGGCGCACAACCCUAGAGUCGGACACGACUGGCCCGUACAGGCAGGGGUACCUUUACCUUUACCCUAGUAUAUGCAUUUUUGUACAUUUCACCGGGUUGGUGAUACUUGAAGUACUAUGACCUUUGGAGGGUGGCUGUGUUCUGGUGUGCAAAUUGUUCUAAAAGUUUGCCUUCAAAUGCAAACUCAACUCUUUUCUCACCUGUCCCUAAAAAGGACCAUUAGUGUUAGUAUUUGUACUGGUUGGGCAGAGGGAGAAGGAACGUGGGCUGCAUCUGUGUGACUUUGCUGCUUGUUGCCACUAAUGGUGUCUCUUCCUGGCCCCUCCCUCAGCUUCCCCCUUUAACGUAAAUCGGAAACCUCUGGGCAGUGGCUAUGUUGUUUAUGGCUGGGAACUGAAGGAACUGUGCUGUGGGUUCUGUGUGCUAGAGCAGGCUCUGGCUGGGUAUGUUUGGUUUAAACAGAAGCCCCGUGUCUCGUAUUACAGCCCCCUUGCAAAUGUGGAAGGAAAGAAAGAAAAAAUAAAGAUGUGGAAGGGAAAAUGUGGAAGGAAAGAAAAGGAAAAAAAACCUGUUUGAUAUGGCCCUAGCACAUGAAAACAAUGCUUGGGUAUGUGCCACUUUAGAUUGGGGUAGCUAAUACGAUGCCCUCCAGAUGUUGCUGGAAAACAGCUCCCUGACCUUCCAGCUACUAACCCUAAUGGUUGUGGUCUGCAUCCAUUGUUGGAGACAGUAAUGCUUCUGAAUGCCCGUUGUUGGAAACCACAGGAGGGGGAAAGUGCUGUUGUACUCAAGUCCUGCUUGCAGGCUUCCCAUAGGCAAUUUGGUUGACCGCCUUGAGAGCAAGUGGCUUGAUCCAGCAGUCUCUUAGGAUAUGUUGUUAUUUUUCACCAUUCUGGCCAGAGUUGAUGGUGAACCUGUGUCCUGCUUUAGAGAGGACAGCCCUGUAGGUUUGAAGAAGUGUCCAGUCCCAAGCUUGUGUCACAGUGUUGACUGGCACGGAAUGUCAAGAACGAACUCAUUAUUGUCAAAAGGACACUUAGAAGUUAGGAAAAGGCAUGGCCAUCAAUCCUACACCUCUCAGCUGCCACUAGGUGUGCACCUGAUGAUGCAGUUGCUGCAACAGAGAGGCCCACCCACCGACCUCAACUUAUGUAUCUCCUCCACCCAAGCUGCGUGCAAGCAGGCGAAGACUCCAUCAGCAUGUGACCUUUUGCUCCUCCUGUUUCAGUCUUCUUCUGGUCCUGGGAAACAGUGAAGCAGGAGAGGAUGGGAUCAGGAGGAGGAGGAGGAGGAGAAGGUGUGGAAGCCCUUGAGUCUACACCAGCUUGACCGAUCUCUCCUUCCUCCUGCUCUUGUUCUUCAUUCUCCAAUCCUGCCCUUCUGACUCUUGUCUCCCAGCUGUUAGAUCCCCCCAGUUCCCUUCUUCCCAGUCAGUCUCCAACCUCCGCUUCUCCCAGUGCCCACUCCUCAAUAGCCAGCCAGCACUCCUCAGUGUCUAGCCAGUCCCUGACAUCUUGGUUUAAAUAUCAAGAGCUCUUAAGAAGAGGAGAGCAGGAGGGGCCUUGAAGUCACCCUUCUGCAGUUAGAUCCUGGACAGCAGACUUGAGCUGCUGUGCUGGACAGCACACGGGUCAUAUGCUCAAAGUCUUAUGGUGUGAUGGAUUAUAGUAGUUAUUUCUAAAUUGGCACACCUAGGCCUGUAGCUCAAUGACAGAGCAUCUCCUUUACAUGCAGAAGGUCCCAGGUUCAAUCCCCGGCCUCUCCAGCUCAGGACAUCUGGCCUGGUGUCCCGUUAUAACCAUGACCAACCAGAUAUCUAUGAAACACGCAAGCAGGACCUGAGUGCAGCAGAACCUCUCCACUCUUGCAGUUUCCUGCAGUGGUAUUCAGAAGCAUUUCUGCCUCUGACCGUGGAGGUAGGACUGGGAAUGUCCCCUGUCUGAAACCCUGAAGAGGUGCUACCAUCCACUGUAGGCUUUGUAUUGAGUCAGUGUUUCCUCAAAUGUGGGUCCCCAGCUGUUGUUGGACUACAACUCCCAUCAUCCCUAGCUAGCAGGACCAGUGGUCAGGGAUGAUGGGAGUUGUAGCCCAACAACAGCUGGGACCCAAGUUUGAGAAACACUGAUAGAAGGACCCAAUAGUCUGUCGAAGUAUAAGGCAACUUCCUGUAUUCCCAUCCCUAUUCAUAUUCAAAUUUUGUUGUUGCAUAUGUGGCCAUCCUAUGACUACUCCUGCCUUAGGCAGACCCAGCAUGCUGAUGCAAAACGGUGAUGUCACAGGAGUGGCUGUUGCCUUCUGUAAAGUUCUUUGAACAGGACUGGUCCUACCAUGAAGCAGAAUUGAGGCAGCCAGAAAUGCUGGUUGUCAGGGAGUGGCAGCAAGGUCCUGGAGGUUACAGAGCCUGCCCUGCACUCCCUAACCUAGCUGCCCACCCUUGGGGGCAGCGGAGGAGGAUGCCUCACUAGGAAUACUGUUCUGCAAGGUUCACAGAAACAAGCUGAGCACCCGAUAGUCCAGGAAGGGCCAUAGCUCAGUGGUGGAGCAUCUGCAUUUGCAUGCAGUAUAAGGCCGAUUCCUAUGCUCUUCUUCUUCUUUUUUUUUAAUAAGAUAUUUAUUAAGGUUUUUUUAAAAUAUUACAGUAGAAAUGAAAAGGAAAAGAGAAAAAUACAAAAUAAAAACAGUUAAAAACACACAUAUUUUCAGUUACUUAUUUUCCUUUAGCUUGUUUCCCGGACCUCCUCGUAUCUCCCUUUUUUGUAUUCCACUUCAAUUUAUUGGUUCAGCAAAUCCUUACCAUUAGAUUUUAACCCGUUUAUAACCCUUUUUUUCAUAUUCUCUUAAAGCAUUACAGCUAGAAACCACUUAAUUACUAUCCAACAUCAUUCUAACAUUCAUUAAUUUUACAAUAUUUCUGUAAAUAGUCUUUAAAUUUCUUCCAAUCUUCUUCCACCGACUCUUCUCCCUGGUCUCGGAUUCUGCCAGUCAUUUCUGCCAAUUCCAUAUAGUCCAUCACCUUCAUCUGCCAUUCUUCCAAAGUGGGUAGAUCUUGUGUCUUCCAAUACUUUGCAAUAAGUAUUCUUGCUGCUGUUGUAGCAUACAUAAAAAAGUUCUGUCCUUCUUUGGCACCAAUUGGCCGACAAUGCCCAGAAGAAAGGCCUCUGGUUUCUUCAGGAAGGUAUAUUUAAAUACCUUUUUCAGUUCAUUAUAUAUCAUUUCCCAGAAAGCCUUAAUCCUUGGGCACGUCCACCAAAGGUGAAAGAAUGUACCUUCAGUUUCUUUACAUUUCCAGCAUUUAUUAUCGGGCAAGUGAUAGAUUUUUGCAAGCUUGACUGGGGUCAUGUACCACCUGUAUAUCAUUUUCAUAAUAUUCUCUCUUAGGGCAUUACAUGCCGUAAACUUCAUACCUGUGGUCCAUAACUGUUCCCAGUCAGCAAACAUAAUAUUAUGUCCUACAUCUUGUGCCCAUUUAAUCAUAGCAGAUUUCACCGUUUCAUCCUGAGUAUUCCAUUUCAACAGCAAGUUAUACAUUCUUGACAAAUUCUUAGUUUUGGGUUCUAACAGUUCUGUUUCUAGUUUUGAUUUUUCCACCUGGAAGCCAAUUUUCUUAUCCAAAUUAUAUGCCUCCAUUAUCUGAUAAUAAUGAAGCCAAUCUCUCACUUUGUUUUUUAGUUUCUCGAAACUCUGUAAUUUCAAUUUGUCUCCUCCUUGUUCCAAAAUUUCCCAAUAUUUCGGCCAUUUGGCCUCCAUAUUGAGCCUUUUCAGAGCUUUCGCUUCCAUCGGUGUGAACUUAAAAUCAGUUUCAGACGAUUUAUUGAUAUACCACCCACUCUGGUCGGUCACUGUGAGAAGAGGAUCUUGAGUUAGGUGGCCCAUUGGCCUGAUCCAGCAGGCUCAUCUUAAUUUCCUUUUUCGUGUUAUGCUCUAAGUGGUUUUCAUACUGUGAAAUCACAACAUAUAUAUAUUAUUAUUUAUAUACCACUUAAUUCUCGAAACCUCUAAGCUACAUACAUAAAAUACUCAUUACAAUACUGAUAUAAUCAGAUGUGUUGCUCUGUCCCAGUUCCUGCCACUUGAUCCAGAAGCUGCAGUUAGUGCAGCUCUUUUUUGGUGCUUGCUAAAAACAUUCCUUUUGUGACAAGCCUGCCGAUCAGAAGGCCUAUGCUCUUCAGAGCUGUGCUGUGGUUUCUUCAGCUGUGCCUGUAGCACAUCUGUACUUGAUCACAAUCUACAGCCGUGGUUCCAUUUUGCUUAUUCUGAGUCAGCAUGUCAGUGGGUGGCACUGACUUGGUUUCAUGUGUAGGUUCUUCAGCACAGCCACAUAAAACUCGCAGGGUGGGUUUUCUUUAUUUUCUUCUCUCCUCGUUUUCCCUCCCAAGAGAGGUUGGUCUGAGACUUAGAAUCAUAGAAACUUAGAGUUGGAAAGGGACCCCAAGGGUCAUCUAUUCCAACUCCCUGCAAUGCAGGAACCUCAGGUGAAGCAUCCAUGACAGAGGGCCAUCCAACCUCUGCUUAAAAAUCUCCAAGGAAGGACCUCUCUUGGGAGUCUGUUCCACUGCUGAACAGCUCUUACUGUCAGAAAUGUUUUCUGAAUAUUUAGUCGGAAUCUCCUUUCGUGCAACUUGAAGCCAUUGGUGCAAGUCCUAUUCUCCAGAGCAGGUGAAAACAAGCAUGCUCCCUCCUCCAUGUGACAGCCCUUAAGAUAUCUGAAGAUGGCUUUCAUAUCUCUUCUCAGUCUCCUCUUUUCCAGGCUAAACAUAUCCAGCUCCUUCAAGCACUCCUCAUAAGGCUUAGUUUCCAGACCCUUCAUCAUCUUGCUUAACCUCCUCUGCACACGUUCCAGCUUAUCAACAUUCUACUUAAAUUGUGGUGCCCAGAAUUGGACAUAGUAUUCCAAAUGUGGUUUUGUUAAGGAAGAAUAGAGUAGUACUAUUACUUCCCUUGAUCUGGACACUAUACUUCUGUUGAUGCAGCCUAGAAUAGCAUUAGCUUUUCUUUCUUUCUUUUUGCUGCUGCAUCACACUGUUGACUCAUGUUAACCAAGACCCCUAGAUCCUUUUCACAUGUACUGCUAGUAAGCCAGGUGUCCCCCAUCCUAUAUCUGUGCAUCUGGUUCCUUCCUGUGCAUCUGGUUCCUUCCUGCCUAAGUGCAGAACCUUAUGUUUGUCCCUAUUGAAAUUCAUUUUGUUAGCUUGCACCCAGUUCUCCAAUCUGUUAAGGUCAUUUUGAAUUCUGAUUCUGUCUUCUGCGGCCUUUGUAAUUUUGUAAUUUCAUCAAAAAUGUAAGUUUGUAAUUUCGUCAAAAAUGGAAAUCAGAUUGGUCUGGCAUGAAUAUUUUGGAGAAACCCAUGCUGGGUCUUAGUAAUCAUAGCAUCCUUUUCUAAAUACUCUCAGACUGACUUUUUGGAUGCUUGGGAGGUAGUCCUGUAGGCUGUCAGGUCCCCAACUGAACCAGGCUUGUUUCUUUUGCCUCUGGUCAUGUUACGGUUUUGGCCAUGUGAGUCUCUCACCUGACUCCCCCCUUCCGCUUUCCAGCUGUGGGUUGUGGCUUUUGCAAGGCGGGGAGAAAGGGCUGACUUGCCUGUGGGUUUUGUGGCAGUGGAGGAGUAGAUGUGGCUUGUUGGCAGACCAGACAUUUUUGUGCCUUGCAGCCAACUGAGGCUGCCCUGGAGUAUCCUGCACAGGGAGAGGCUUCUCUUGCCAUAGGACAAAUGGAGGAGGUUUAGCAUCUCCAGUCUCUCUCCCCCCCCACCUUUGCCACUGUUUCCAUUUCUGCAUGCCAUCCCAAAUCUGGCCUGUUUGAGGGGUGGGGGAAGAAGAGCAGGAAAUAAUAUUUAUCUUAGUUGGAGUGAGGCUUGCAUGGUCCAAUAAAUAAGAUUCCCUUUCUGGACCUGCCUCUGCAGAUAGCAGGGGUGGGGAACCCCAGACACAAACCCCACCUGGCAGUGAGAAAAAAUCUGUGGGGGGGGGGGUGGCGGCACAGAAGGGGCAAAGCAUAUUUCUAGUUAUGCAUGCUGUGUCUCACAUGCUAAGAUCUCUGAAAAGAACAAGUGUUAAUGACAGGAUUCCAGCAAUGCAGGGUGAAAAUAGGGGUGUAAGCUCUUUGGUUUUUUGGGGGCCCUCACCCCCUGCCCCAUCUUGUGCCACACAUGUUCCCCAGUCACACCCCAUCUGCCCAAGCUGUGCCCCCCACCAGCCCUGAUUCACAGCCUGCUUGAGUGCAUUUGCUUGACUGGAAUAACAGAACCAUAGAAUUUUAGGCUUGAAAGGGGGACCCCAAAGGUCAUUUAGUCCAACCCCCUGCAAUGCAGGAAUCUUUUGCCCCACAUGGGAAUGUGCCCUUGGACUCCGAUAAUGCCUUUUUCUUGCCUGGAUGGAGGACGGAGAGGUGUGCAACACUGUGAAGGAACUAGCCUAGCGUACAAAAGUAAUUUUUUUAAAUUCGUUGCUCUGCCUGCUUUUGUUUCUGGCCCCAGCCACCGCUAUCAUGUGGCUUCUGGGUGUUAAGUUGUGGGUAAACAUAUCAGACGACACAGCGAUUCUUCAAACAGCUCUUGUUUAUUCACAGGCCAGAACAGAACUGAACUGAACUGAGGGGUUCAGUCAGCCUGCUUAUAUAGAGCUCCAAUACAACGUUACUGUAACAACUUUCUAAAACUAUCCAAUCACUGAACGUCACUUUUGAUCCCUUAUUUGCAUAACUAUCUACAGUAUCCCCCUGCUGGCCCAGGGUGAGAACUUCAGUACAUAACACUGGGAGACUGCCCAGAAGGUCAUGUGACCCAGGCUGUAAAAUGUUCCCACUUCUGGCACAUUUGCUGCAUGCUUUGGAGGGAAUAAUGGGACCAUGCAUCUUCUCUGAUGUCCCUGUGCCCUGCAGGCCCCAAGUCCUGUUAGCAGUGAGGGCUAAAAGGGAUGCCUAGAUAUGCACGUCGGACCACACUCUGUGACAGAGAUGGGGAGCCAUGGCCUUCUGGAUAUUGUUGGACUCCCAUCAUGCUUUGCCAGUCGCCAUGCUGGCUGGGGCUGAUGGGGAUUGGAGUCCCAAUGACACCUGGAGGGCUGCAGGUUAUCCAGCCCUGCUGUACAAUAGUUGGAACCUCAGAGCCAGUGUGGCAUACCAGUUAGAGUGUUGGACUAGGACCUGGGAGGCCAGGGUUCAAAUCCCCGCUCAGCCAUGAGGCUCUCUGGGUGACCUUGGGCCAGUCACUAUCCCUCAGCCUAACCUCCCUCACAGGGUUGUGGUGGGGAGAAGAGUUAUGUACACCACCUUGAGGAAAAAGUGGUAUAUAAGUCUAACAAAUCAAUAAAGGGCGCAUACAUUCCACAUCAGAUGAUAAGCCUGCAUGUGUGUAGCUCUGCAUAUAGGGCAUUCACUGAGGGAAUGUGUCGGGUGCAGGGAGUUAUUUAGCUCUCCCAGCAAUGUUUGGCGUUGGUGUGAAGGGGCCUCCUGCACAUACUGAUGUACGCUUGUAGAACUUCUGCACAUGAAGGGAGUGGCAUGGAGCCAUUUGACACACAUGCACCUUGAAGUGCACAGGGCCCCUGCGCAUGACUGCCAGCUGUGGGUGGGUGAGGCCAGUGUGCAGAGAUGGUGCUGUACACAGCAUGACACCCACCCACCCCCUCACCCAUUCCUUUUAAGACCUGAAGGACUUUGUGAACUUAAACUGCGAACGUUCAUUCACUGAGCGCAGCUUCAGAAUCCAACACAGGAGUCUGGGUUUUUCUUCCAAAUACAGUUCUUGGAAUUCCUUGGGGGAAGCUGGGAGGUUUUCUUACCAAAACUGAUCUAAAAACCCAUAUAUAGCAAAAAAAAAGAAAAGGCCCUGUGGGGGGGGGGGGUGUUUAAAAAUAAUGGCACGAGCUUCAUUAAACUUUUGCUUCAGCUUUUGACCGAGAUUUGGUUCCCACGUCUGUGUUAGAAGCUGAAAUAAAAAUGCAUUGGGUAAAAAGCCCUGCCUAGCUGAACACUAAUGGCUGCCUAUGUUUUUAUUUGUGGCUCUUCCAGGUGCAGAAUCUCAACAAUAUUGUCUCCUUUCCUCUGGACAGCUUGCUGAAAGGGCAACUUAAAGAUAACCGGCUGGUAGGUGUCCUUUAAAAAGUGCGUAUGCAUGGUGUGUGCUCAAGGGUGUAGUUGGGGAAGAUGUGUCCAGACAGAGGUGCCUGGGCCCAUGGUUUGAUGUCCCAACACAUUGCUUGUUCUGUUGUGCCAGUGUCUUGACAAACGCACUGAAGAAUGGAAAUCUCACAUAAAAAGCACCUGCAAAAUGUGUGCAGUUUAAAUGUGGUCUUUUCUUUCAUCCUUAAGAAAAAGGAAAUGCUCAAAACAGACCUAUGUAAUUAAAUGUCUGUGUAAUUAAAUGAAUCGGGAUGCAAUUUACUGAUUUAGUAUAUUGCAUUUAUACCCCUCUCUUAUUUACAAAAGAUCCUAGGGUGGCUAACGCUUCUGUGAUUAAAAAAGAAAAAUACAAAAAUGAAAUAGACUUAUUUAAAACAUCUUAAAAACUGUUUAAAAAUUCCUAAAACCAAGAAACCACAAACAUCUAAAACAAAUUUAAGAGCAGAUGUAACCAAAGUUUUCAGCAGGUGUCUAAAACUGUACAGUGAUCGUCCUUGCCCAAUAUUAGCAGACAGGGAGUUCCAAAGUAUAGGCUGUUGCCACGCUAAAGGAACGGCUCCUUUCAAACACAGAAUGAACAUGGCAAGACACUUGCAGAAGUGCAAGAUUGCAAAAGGUACAAUCUGCAGAAAAUUCUGCAAACUGGAGGAAUUGAGUCAGCACGUAUGGGGUAAGGCGAUCCCUUAAGUAAUCUGGUCCCAAGCCGUUAAGUGCUUGAUACCUUGAACUCAGCCCAAUAGCAAAUAGGCAGCCAGUGCAGAUUUUUGAGCAUGGAUGUGCAAUAUGCUUGAGUCCUUGAGAGUCCCAUGGACUGCAAGAAGAUCAAACAUAUUCAUUCUUAAGGAAAUCGGCCCUGAGUGCUCACUAGAAGGACAGAUUGUGAAGCUGAGGCUCCAAUACUUUGGCCACCUCAUGAGAAGAGAAGACUCCCUGGAAAAGACCCUGAUGCUGGGAAAGAUGGAGGGCACAAGGAGAAGGGGACGACAGAGGACGAGAUGGUUGGACAGUGUUCUCGAAGCUAGCAGCAUGAGUUUGACCAAACUGCAGGAGGCAGUGGAAGACAGGAGUGCCUGGCAUGCUCCGGUCCAUGGGAUCACGAAGAGUCGGACAUGACUAAAUGACUAAACAACAACAACAACAACAACAACGUGCAAUAUGAUGACUCUCGCUCAUGCCAGCAAUCAUGGUGCAGCAUUUUGUACAAGGGAAGCCGCACUUGGGGUGCACUGCAGUAGCCCUGCCUUGAAUUGGACCGCUUGGCCCACCCUGCUAGCAAGUAGACAUUAUGUUAUGCAGAAAACCCAGGGCAUGCUGCUUUUUUAUUUUUAUUUUUUUUAGGGGAAGACUGUAUCAGAAAAUGUUUCUGUGAUGUAAUGAAAGAUUGGUAAUAAAUUUAGCAUAUUCAGCUAAACCUCAUAAUAGUAUAUCAUUAGGGUACAGUGGAAUUGCACACGUAUGCAUAUUUUAUUGGGAGCAUUCGCCAACUGAGCUGGACGGGACUUUCUUCUGCAUAACUGUGCAGAGGAGCCAGCUGCCGGUGUCCACAGUAGCUGUGGAGAGCCUAGAUCUCCUGAAUUCAUAUUUAAAUUCCAUUUACAUGGCUCCAUACCUAUACAAUAUAUUUCUUAGGAUAUUAGCACAGUAUUUUGUAAUCUGGAUCGGUGCCAGGAAAGUGUCACUUUCUCGCUUUCCAUCUCUCAGUAGGGACAGGCGGGAGGAGGAGGAGGAAGUGAAAUGUCCCAGUGAUACCCACAGCACCCACUCAAAAAAUGUGGACAUCAGUAAUUGCAAGGAAGUGAGCAGGCAGGCAGAGGAGGGAUGGCUCCAUCUCCCUCUCUUCCUUUCCUCAACCCCAUUCUGGGAUUUUACCAACCUUUGGGCAUAGACUCAUGAGCACCAGAAACUUGCUGCUUUUCGUUUUCUUUUGAUGAAAGCUCAUUUUAGCAGUUUGCUGAUUGCACCCUUGCAAGGCACCCUUGCCCAGGUCACAGAACAAUAGUUCUCUGUGGCUUGGGCCAUGGAACACAGGAAGCUGCCUUGUUGUUUAGUCAUUUAGUCGUGUCUGACUCUUCGUGACCCCAUGGACCAGAGCACGCCAGGCACUCCUGUCUUCCACUGCCUCCUGCAGUUUGGUCAAACUCAUGCUGGUAGCUUUGAGAACACUGUCCAACCAUCUCGUCCUCUGUCGUCCCCUUCUCCUUGUGCCCUCCAUCUUUCCCAACAUCAGGGUCUUUUCCAGGGAGUCUUCUCUCAUGAGGUGGCCAAAGUAUUGGAGCCUCAGCUUCAGGAUCUGUCCUUCCAGUGAGCACUCUGGGCUGAUUUCCUUUAGAAUGGAUAGGUUUGAUCUUCUUGCAGUCCAUGGGACUCUCAAGAGUCUCCUCCAGCACCAUAAUUCAAAAGCAUCAAUUCUUCGACGAUCAGCCUUCUUUAUGGUCCAGCUUUCACUUCCAUACAUCACUACUGGGAAAACCAUAGCUUUUACUAUACGGACCUUUGUUGGCAAGGUGAUGUCUCUGCUUUUUAAGAUGCUGUUAGGUUUGCCAUCGCCUUUCUCCCAAGGAGCAGGCGUCUUUUAAUUUCUUGACUGCUGUCACCAUCUGCUGUGAUCAUGGAGCCCAAGAAAGUAAAAUCUCUUACUGCCUCCAUUUCUUCCCCUUCUAUUUGCCAGGAGGUGAUGGGACCAGUGGCCAUGAUCUUAGUUUUUUUGAUGUUGAGCUUCAGACCAUAUUUUGCGCUCUCCUCUCUCACCCUCAUUAAGAGGUUCUUUAAUUCCUCCUCACUCAUGAAGCUGCCUUAUGCAUGGUCAAACCAUCUGCCUUGGCAUUGUCUACAUUGGCUGGCAGUGGCUCUCCAGGGUCUUAGAUGGGGGCACUCCUGGCCCUACCAGGAGAUUCCAGGAGCUGAACAUGGGACCUUCUGCAUGUAAAGUAGGUGCUCCAGCAAGCACCGUAUAUCGGCCGCAUGCUAGAACUUUUGAGUGGGGAAUCCUGCUAUGUUUGUCCUUCCCUUCCUAAGCCUUGUUUCCUGGUGUAUUCUCCCCAGAUGUCUGGUCCAGGGGAAACUGGCAAGACUGGAAAGUCAGCUUUAUGCUAUACAUUUCUGUGUAGUAGACUGUGCCACGUUUUUUAUUGGGGAAGAAAUGGUGUGUUUGGCUUUUACAACCCUUCCCUCUUAACAGCUCAGCACAGUUGGUUGCUACUGACUAAAUAAUCGCAUGAGCACUGUUCCAGAGUAUUUUUCAUUCUCAUGUAUAUUAUAUCUAUUCAAAAAAAGAUUGGUUAAUGAAGAAAUUACAUAUCUUUCUACUCACGAGUGUUGAACUCAUUGGCUGAUGAAGAAUUCAACGAAACAGUAGUUGUUAUCUGGAAACACUGUUCAGCAGAGUUCAGAGUUGGACAUCGGAAUUGGACAUUUGCUGAUUAUACAAAACUUCACAGCUUGCUCUCCGCUGGGUAAAGUCUGCCACCAUGAUUCAUUUAAGGACUUUCAGAGACUUCAGUUUGUUAGUUUUGAUGUUUUGAAUUAGUCCAUAAAGUUUUUCACAUUGUAAUUGUUUCUGGCCAUCGUGUUGCUUUUGAUAUUGUUUGUAGCAUAGUGGUCCUUCUGUGGGUCUGCCUACCAAUGCAGCUCAUAGGGUGGUAGUGAUGCUCUGUGCAUGUCAGGGGUGAGAUCCUGCCCCCCUCUGAAAUACAAUUUGCUCAUGCAUGCAAGGGGAAGCUCCUCCCACCAGAAUCUAGUUUUCUUUUCCUCUCCCUCCCCACUGCCCCAAAUCUAUACCACUGCGGUGAUGUGUUAGAAUCUGACAUGAAAGACCUGGGUGCAAAUCUCCACUCAGCCAUAAAGCUCACCGGGUGGCCAGUCACUGCCUCUAAGUCUAACCUACCCCACAGGGUUGCUGUGGAGAUUAUAUGAGGGGAAGAACCACGCAUGCCACCUUGAGCUCCUUUUCCCUUCACAUCACACCCUGGGAUCCAGUUCAGCAGCCUUUUCCUUUGACACCUGGGCUCAGAGCAGAGUGACGUCAUCAAGUCCUGGUCUGUGGUGCAACCCUGAAGGCGUGGGGUGUUUGUUGAAAUAGUAAGCCAGAGGCUGCAACUGCAGAUACGCCGUAAAUCUCCUUGACUCCUGCCUUUUCCCUUCUCCUGCACAGGGAACCCUUGAGCUUUCCCCUCUUGUCCUUCCCUAUUGAGGUAGGCUAGCUACUUCACACCUCUUUCACACCAUACAUUUGAAGCACUUUGAUACCACUUUAUAAAUGGUCACGGCUUGCCCCCCAAAGAAUUCUGAGAGCUGUAGUUUCUCAAGGGUGCAGGGAGUUGUUAGGGAAAACCCCUUUCCUCCUUCUAGAGUUGCAAUUCCCAGAGUGGUUUAACAACCAAUCCCUCUUCAUGGGGAACUCUGGGAACUGGAGCGACCCUCUGGAUUGGUUGUGAGGAAGAAAGCAGGAAGUUGGGUGCUGACUGAAGGUGGACUGAAGUGGUUCUCCACUUGCCCUAAUGGUCCAGCCUCAAACUUGCUUUUACUUUCCUCUUUUGCAUGACUGGUGCUAUGUUGACAAAGAAGCCUGGAUAGCUCAGCUGGUUUGAGCGUGGUGCUGAUAAUGCAAAGGUUGCAGGUUCGAUCCCUGUAUGGGGCAGCUGCUUAUUCCUGCAUUGCAGGGGGUUGGACUAGAUGAUCCUCAGGGUCCCUUCCAACUCUACAGUUCUAUGAUUCUAUGAUUCUAUCUCCACUUGAAAAAUUGAGCUUCACUAUGUAUGUAUGUAUGAACAAACACCCAGGCUGUUUUCUGCACAGUUGCCAAGUAAGAAACCAGCUUGGUUCCGAGCAAUGAAUGCAAAAGGCACUGGCGUUAGGGAAUGAUGCUUAGGCGCUUGAGGCAUUAAAAAAAUAAACAAACCCAGACUUUUGUUUUACUAAGCUCUUACAAGAAUCCCUUAGCACUCUCCCCACAUCCACUCCCCAUAGCAGAAUUCUGGCUCCAGGCCUGCUGAACAGAUGCCCUUUCUGUCCCAUGACCAAAUGGCCCUACGGUCCAGAAAUCAAUUGAAGUGCAGAGAAGCGAAGACUUGGAUUUUUCAGCCUCUGGCCUGGGGAAUGCUUCUGUUGAGACGGCUUAACAGCUAGCAACUUCUCCUUGCUGUAAUGAAUAUGUUCUGCUUUCCUGGCAUUGGCAGGAGAAAAGGUUUUGGUGGCUCGGUAGGGGGUGGCUGCCCCCUCGUCCCAUCUCUCUCCCCCCCCACUCCACCUUGGGGACUCCCCUUCUAACUCUGCCCCCCUCUUGCUUGGCAGGAUUCCAAGAAGCAGAUUGAAAAGGCCUGGAAGGAUUAUGAGACCAAAGUGUAAGUAACCCCUGCUGCCUCUGGCUCAUUUCCCCAUCUCCUCUCAAACAAAGGUGUUUUGUUUGUGGGUUCAGCGGCAUGGGAGGUGAUGGAGCUGGCGUCAGCCAAUGAGAUGACUAUUUAUUUAUUUGUGCUGCUGUGCUGUCCAGUACCAUUCUGGUGGCUGUGCUAGAACCUGUAGCUUGCCAGCAGAAGGUCCUCAGGUUCAAUUCAUGGUGUUCUCCAGGAGGGACUGGAAAACACUGUUUUCUGAUAUCUUGAAUAGCUGCUAUUUGUCAGCAUAAAUCAGAGGUGGACCUGUGGACCCUUCACAUGCUAUUAAACCACAACACCCAUCCCCAUUAACCAUCGUCCUUGCUGGCUAGGGCUGGUGAGACUGUUUGGGGACACCAGGUUGGGCAAGACAGUUCUAGGUCCUCUGAAGCCUCCAGAUCCGACUUGGAGAGGAGGAUGAGAUCUGCAAGGAGCUGUUGGGAGUUGUAGUCUAGCAACAUCUGGAAAGCUGGUUUCUCCAUCCUUGCAUGGGUAAUACUGAGCUAAAUGGACCAGUAGUUUGACUCUUAUGUUUCCUAGCUCUGAUCUCCAUUAUAUUUCUGCAGGGUAUCCCCCCACCCAAUAAAAUAAACAGAAAAGUGUUUAGUUGUUGCAUUGGUCCCAGAGGUAACUAAAUGGGCCACAGCAGUUGCAUACCAUGGGUGAAUUUUAAAAAACACCCCUACUUAACACGUGACAAUUUUCUGCUGCCAUGUAGCUGCUUGCUUGCAGCCUGUAUGAAUACAACUGCAGUAGGAUCACCACUUAUGCACCACCAAGGUAAAAAGGAUAGAAGACACAUGCCUGCAUAGAAUUGCAUGCUCUAAUUUGUAUGUAUGGGUGCCAAUUUAGAAAUAAUUACUAUUAUGUAAUUAGACAUAUAAUAUAUAGUGCAGCCUGCCUUAACAGGAAAGGCUGUGAGUUGUGUUAGAACAUAAGAAGAGACCUGCUGGAUCAGGCCAAAGACCCAUCUAGUUCAGCAUCUUGCUCUCAUAGUGGCCAAACUGGAUGCGCCAAUGGGAAGCCCACAAGCAGGGCAUUGGGUGCAACGGUGCUCUCCCCAGUUGCAUUCUCCCCAGCAUCUGGCAUUCAGAGGCACACUGGCUCCUAGUACAUCUAGGCUGGGGGCUGUCGCAGGCUCAUACACAGUCGCCAUCGUCUCUAAACCAUGGGUGUGGUUGGGGAUAGGGAACCUGGGUCCAUCCAGAUGUUGUUGGACUCCAACUCCCAUCAGCACCCCAGUCAGCACAGCCAGUGAUCAAGGCUGAUGGGAGUUGUAGCUGUUGCAUUAUCUUUGGCAUUCCUCAUUUCCCUAGAGCAAAGAUGGAAAAGGAGAAGGAGCGAGCCAAGAUAUCUGGAGUCAUUCAGGCCGAACCAUCGGCUGCAGAAAUCGCCGAGGACCUGCAGAAGGAGCGCCGCACUUUCCAGCUUCAGAUGUGUGAGGUAGGAACUCCCUGAAAAUGAUGGUGUUUAUUCCUCCUAGGACUGGAUGCCUGACCCUGACAGCAAAGCCUUGGCUGGGCCCUGUGUGGGCAUAGCUGCAUAGGUGCUUGGGGUUAACUGGCCCUCAGCAGCUGCUUAGGCCCUUUGGCUCAAACCUAAAAACUUUGGGAGGCUUAUUUGAUACUUUCUGGCUGUUCUUUUGACCCAGGAGUAGAAAACCUUUUUUUUCUUCACCUUCUCUUGGGGGUAAUCUGUUGGGGCCUGGAUGCUAUUGGUGUAUUGUUAUUAUUAUAUUGCUAUUUGUUGCACUUACUAGUCGCUUUCUAAAAUGAGAAGAAACUCAAAACAACAACAAAAAAGUAGCACAUAGAUUAAAACCAAUGUAAAACCGAAACAAAGUAAAAGCUAAAAACACAUUCAUAUUUAUAGAAAAGGCACUGGAGGAGGCCACAGAUAUCAAAACCCCUGCAAAUUAAAGGCCAAACACCUGGCAGGGGAGAACACAAAGCUUUUGCCUGGCUCCUAAAAAUAGAUAGUGAUGGCAUCAGGUAUGCCUUCCAGGGGGAGAGUGUUCCAUAAGCAGGGAGCCACCACUGAGAAGGCCUGUUCUUGUGUUGGUUCACAUGGGGAGAGGUAGUCCUUGAGUAUACAGAAUGCGCAGAGAGACCAAUAUAGCUACUGUUCUGGAAAGCAAAUGAGAGCAACUCCUUUCUGACUUUAGUGUGCCUCCUAAACACACAAUGCACGCAUGUACACAUGCCUACAAGUUUGUUCCUGGGAGCCUGAGGAAAUACCUUCUUUUUCACAAAUCACGCAUCCAGGAAAAAGGAAAGAAAGUUAUUUAAUGGGGGGGGGGGAGAGAGAGAUGUUAAAACUGGUGGGAAAUCCAUUUGGCCUGGUGGGACACAUCCUUAUCUCCCAUCCCCUUCCACAGGGCCAACUCUGAGAGGUGGGCAUGGCCAUCUCAGACAUCAUGAUGGUGUCAGGUGAGUGAUAGGUGGGUGGUCCCUCCCACUUCUCAAAAUUGACACACAGCGGCGGGGGGGGGGGCAAGGUCUGCUUUGCCACCACAUUCCCUGGAGGGUGGGGGACAUGCUGGCGUAGUAGCCCCAAGCACAAUUGAAACCAACCCCCCUUCCCUUCAGCUGAUGUGACCCAGUGAUGCAAGCUGUGGUUUGGAGAAAAUGGCCUCAUGGGCCAAGAUGGAUGCCCUGGUGGGCCAGGAUUGGUCCACAGACCAGACACUCUCUGCCCCUGCUUUGAAAAGCCAGGACAAAUAAGGAGGAAAUUAACAGGAUGGAAGGAACUCUGAUAGGAUAGAAUGGGAAUACUCAACGUGAUGCCCUCCAGAUGUUGUUGAAGGGCAUAUUCCCCCAUCCCUCAGCAUUGGCCAUGUUGGCUGAGGCUGUUGGGAGUUGGAGUCCAACAACAUCUGGAGAGAACCACAUUGGCUAUGCCUGGGAUGGAAAAAUGGGGCAACUUCAGGAGGCAUCAGGGCUUAGAACGUCUCCCCGGCUGGAGGCCCAAACCUUUCCCUGUUGCAUUUUUCUGGAAAGGAUGCUUGGAAGAGGCCUGACUUUCACCAAAGGCCAGGGUAGGACUGGGGGAGGCACAAUAUAGCUAAUGAUAACAACCCCUCCCAUGUAGGAAGGAAUCCAAGCAGCUGGAAAUGUUUUCUCGUCGCUACACAUCUCCCCUCCCCACCCCCCGCCUGUUGCAACUCUGCUGUUCUCCCAACCAGUCAUACAGCACUGGAUUGUCCCAAAGGUGUAUUAAACACUUGGUGAUUGGACGGUGGAAUCCACAAAUUUAUGGAAACCACAUACCUCUGGCAGCCUCUCCGCAGCAUUGCUCGGCUGUCUCCGGAGAACAUUUUUUCCAUUGCAUUCUGAGAGAUUCUCUCUGGCUCCGUGGAACUUGUUGCAUAUGCUUAAAGCUGGCCACCUGAGCCCUGGACCUGCCAAAGAAUGACUUGGACUUGGUAAAAGGAGCUUGUCUUUCUUGCAUGUUGCAAUACGCAAGGGAGCCUUGCCUAGCAAUACGGUGCUGGUUAGUUCUGUACAUUUCCUGGUUGUUUGCGAGGCCCGCAGCUGUGGACGCGUCAAGACUUGUUUGUGUCUGUUACCAACAGCUGUCGUGUGUGUGACUUGCAUUUGUCAGAGCAAUAUGUGCAGAUAUCGUGCAAAGGUGCGUUCAUAGGCCCAUCCAGACUUACCGGUAGUUGUGCUUCUAGCAGAUCCACUGAAAUCGGUGGGGCAGAAUGGAUACAACCAGGUAGAUGUGGAGGCAGAUCAUAGCCUUUGUGACUAGUAGCCAUCAGCAGCCCUCUCCUCCAUGCAUUUGUCUAAACCUCUUUAUAGCCAUCUUGGUUGAUGGCUUGGUCAUUGCCUCCUGCAGGAGCAAGUUCCAUAACUAUGCGCUGCAGCCUUAGUCCCUGGCACCAUGAGAGACCAGGCACAACCCCCUUCUGUCUACUACAGCAGGAGGUAAGAACGCAUCUGCUUUUCUGUGUUGCAAGGGACACAUUUCCCUUACUUCUGAAACAGCCCUCUCCAGCUUUUCAGAGCUGGAGGAGAAAUCAGGGGCUCCGACUGCCAACCCCAACUUUCUGCUUGGAAUUGAGGAUAAUUCCCUGUCACUCGUUCUAAGCCAGGAUGUGACACCCCUGGCUCUGGGCCCACAUGUGGCUGGGAUUCCCCCAGCUGCGCUCUGUACUCUCACCUAGUGCUUUUGCUGAAUAUUUAUCCUUGGUGAGGCUUCUUGCUUCCUUCCUUGCUUAGAUGGAGGCUGAGUUAAGUGUGUGUGUGUGAGAGUGUAAAGCCCUGUCAUUUGCACGGCCUACUGUACAAAGGUGAGAGUCCGAUCUGUUGCUUUACCCACUGUUCCCCUCUGGUGCAUGGUGGCAAGUGACCACUGAGUUUGGUGGGGCAGAUGGUAGGGUGGCCAACAGGAAGUGGAAAUGGAGCCAAUGACGAGCAGGGCCAACUAAUUCUAGUGACGUUCCCAUCCUGCCUGCUGAAUUCUACAAGGGCAGCACCGUGGGAAGCUGACAGCUAAUGCAACCCUCUGGACUGUAGGCUCACAAUCACACCAUCCAUUUAAAGUACAUAGUCUCUCCCCCUGCCCCAAAUCACAGGAACACGGGUGGCGCUGUGGUUUAAACCACAGAGCCUAGGACUUGCUUAUCAGAAGGUCGGCGGUUCAAAUCCCCAUGACGGGGUGAGCUCCCAUUGCCCGGUCCCAGCUCCUGCCAACCUAGCAGUUCGAAAGCACAUCCAAGUGCAAGUAGAUAAAUAGGUACUGCUCCGUCGGGAACGUAAACGGCGUUUCCGUGUGCUGCUCUGGUUCGCCAGAAGCGGCUUAGUCAUGCUGGCCACAUGACCCGGAAGCUGUACGCCGGCUCCCUCGGCCAGUAAAGCGAGAUGAGCGCCACAACCCCAGAGUCGUCCUUGACUGGACCUAAUGGUCAGGGGUCCCUUUACCUUUACCUAGUCUCUCCCCCUCCCCAAAUCACAGGAACUGUAGUUUAAGGGCGCUGGAAAUUGUAGCUCUGCGGUGGGAAAACUAUAGUUCCCAGGAUUCCUUGGGGGAGGCCAUAUGCUUUAAACACAUGAUGUGGAUGUGAUCUAAGAAAAUAGGCAGGUGAUGGCUGAUUGAGAGCAGACUGAGGUUGGUGGGGCAGUGCCCUAAUCGCCCAGGUGAACCAGCCUCCAACAGUCUCUGGCUAGUGCCGGUUGCUUCUGGAGUUGCCGAUCAUUGGCAUGCGAGGUUGCCCGUGGAAAGAUGCAGCCCUCCAUCUGAAACCAGGUGCCUCUUGUUACUCUUGCCCAAAGAGCAAUAGACACUUGCCGUGGUGAGGGUGGUGAGCGCUGCAGAAUGGCGGACUCCUGCUUGUGAGUGCAAGACUUGCCUUCCUGUUAUGCUCAGGUCCUGCUUGGCGGCUUCCUUUAACAACAUCCGGUUGGCUGCCCUAAGAACCAGGAUGGGGCUGCAGGGUUCUUAUUUUCUUGCAGUAGUUUCCAGCCGUUCUGUCCUUGGGGCCCCUUGGUAUAAUGUUAAGUACAGCUAUUGGGGGAAAGAAAUACCUUCCUCACCCCCAGCUGCUUAAGGCAACAGUCUUUGCAGGUCGGUGAAACAGGUUAAUGUGAGUUUUGGCUCCCGAGGGGCAUUCAGCCAUCUUGAUAUGUGGGGUUUUCAGCUGUGCGAGAAAUCGGGAGAGGAGGCUGACUGUUGGCUCCUUGUGAGCUGCGAAGGGUUGGGUUUUCCAGAAGGGUUAAAAGAGCUCCCCAGUGUUGGGCGGGUGGCAGCUUCCCUCUUCCUUUGUGUGGUUUUUUCCCCUUUUCUUUCUUCCUUGAUUUGGGUGGAAGGGUUGGGGCUCCGCCAGCGAGUGAGUCAUCCCUUUGAAUAGCUUCACUGUUAAAUAAAUAACAGCACAUGGAAGCACUCCUUCUUCGCUCGCAGCUCUGUGCCAGAGGAGCAAUAGCAGGAGGGGAAAGAUAUGAGGCGUGUCUAGUAUAUCUAGAGAAGCAGGCGCCUGUUUUACUUUACUUUUAAAAAUUUUUUUACUUAUGCAACGUGUAUGGUGCUCUCCCCCAAAGCUGCUGAUGACACAACAAGAAUGCAAACUGGCACCUCAGCGUUCAAAACACAGUAUGCCAGUCCAAAUAGAUUCAUUUUGAUACUGUAAGCACUAUGAAAUUUUAAAUUCUAACAUAAAAUAUUAAGGUGCAUCAGUCAAAAUUGAAUUACAGAAUUGUAGGGUUGCAAGGGACCCCAAAGGUCAUUUAAUUCUAGAAUUGUAGCGUUGAAAGGGACCUCAGGGGUCAUCUAGUCCAACCCUCUGCGGUGCAGGAAUCUCAACUAAAGGGAGAGAGCAAAGUAGUCACGCAGUGACAACUUUACCAACACCAUUUUGAAAAAUCUGUUAUCAUUAGAUGCUGACCGGGCAUUUUCCUCUUUUCUUCCCCUGUCAUCUAGUAUCUUCUGAAAGCCAACGAAAGCCAAAUGAAGCAAGGACCAGACUUUCUGCAGAGCCUUAUCAAGUUCUAUCAUGCACAGCACAAGUAAGCGCCUCAGGAAGUCCAGCUUCUGGCCAGUUGCCCGCAUCACUUCCUGUGAAGGGGCUUCUUAAGUGACAGCUGAUCACUUCAUGUUUUGCUGUGGCUCUCUGACAAUGCAAGCUAACUUCACAAUGUUCUCUCUCGCCCUCCCUUUUUGAAACAUUACUUUUGCUGAUUGAAAACGACAACACCGAAAUAUUUCCAGUUUCUUCCAAGAUGGCUGGAAGGCGUCUCAGAACCUGUACCCAUUCAUUGAGAAGCUAGCAACGUCCUUACAUGCAGUAAGUCAUUAAGGGAUCUGUCUCAUCUAAAGCAUUUGCAAGGGACUCUUAACUGCACCUGCAGCUCUGGACUAAAGCACUGGUUUACUGCAGGGUGGGGAAUCUCAGGCCCAGGGACCAAAUUUGGCCCCCCAAGCCUCUCUAUCUGCCCCCCGAGACUCUACCCAAGACACACACCCCUCACUGGCCCUAGUUUGCGCCCUCCUUGAGUGUUUUGCCUGACUAGAAAAUAUCCUUGAAUUCUGACAAUGCCUCUGGCUGGCCUGCGUGGAGAUUAAAGAGGGGCUUGGAUGAGUGUGUGUAUAAGGAAUUAUUUAAGUAUGUGUAACUGUACUGACCCAUAUUCCUCUCUUCUGUUGUUCUUUCCAUUGUGAAGAGACUCGUGUGGUUUUUCACCUGUGAAGCUCCAUAAAUAGUUACGUUUGAGGGUAGAGCUGAAUUCUUUUUAAAAAAUGAAGCCCAGAUUUGUAGCUUGUGGUUUGAGGGAGUCCAUUAUAACAGAAGGGGUAAAACCGUCUGUCCUCCUUUUUGGAGAAUGAUCUGUCAAAUAGAAAUGUUCUGCAUUAACCCCUCAAAGUUUGUAGAACCCUACAGUGAGAUAGGUUUGUUCUGUGGGAGACUUCACUCUUGAUUUUGCCCCCCCUUAACUCCCUGGGAUUAAUAGAACAAGUCUCAACAGCAGAACAACGCCUAAGAAUGUUGUUUAGAGGUGGCUGCUGCAAUGUUAGUGAUGGGCUGGACCGGGUUUGUGCAGCCUGCACCCGAUUUUCCUCUCAGCAUCUUCCUCCCUUUCUAGCUUCAUCAGGUGAAGGAAGAGGAGGUCAAGCAGCUCACUCGCAUCCGCGACUCCCUCCGAGGCAUCCUGCAGCUAGAGAACAAAGGGGUGAGUUUCCUGUGAGCACUUUUUGUGUGUGUGUAUGUGAAAGAGGUUGCGCACACCUUCGAGAUCCCAUUCUGUUUUAGUUUGAGGCUGGAUGGCUUUAAAAGAAGAUGAGACUAUAGGUUAAGGCUAUCAGUAGCUACUAUUGUUGAUCAUUACAUUUAUUUUCCACCUUUCCUCCAAAAAAGACCUCAAGGGUGGCAAACAUAAUUCCCCUCCUCCUCCAACUUUGUCAAGAUUAAGCUGAGAUGUUGUGGCUUCCCUAAGGUAACCUCGCGAAGUGGGGAUUUGAACCCUGGUUUCCUGUGUCCUAGUCCAACACUCUCAGCCACUAUACCACACUGACUUUCCCCAUGAUAGCUGUGUUCCACCUCCACUAUUAUUGGAGGCAGCGUGCCUCUGAAUACCAGUAGCUGGGAAUCGUCAAUGGGAAGGCUGCCAUUGCACUCAAAUCCUGCUUUCAGGAGCUGCUUCUUACAGGCUGCUGUGAGAACAGGAUGCUGGACUAGAUAAGUCACAGGCCUGAUCCAGCAAGGGCUCUUCUUAUGCUCUUAUAUCACUUGAUUCAUGAAAUCAUAGUUAAUCAUUUAUGUUUUGCUUCAUUUAAAUCUGGCUAGGUGUUUUGUAUUGAAACAAGAUUUUUGCAUCACGCUUUGGCCAUGCAGCUGAUCUUGCUUAUACAGUGGAUGCUCAGGUUGCGAAUGUGAUCCGUGCGGGAUGCACGUUUGCAUCCCGCAGCGUUUGCAACCCAUGUCUGCGCACGCACAGGUUGCAAUUUGGCACUUCUGCGCAUGUGCAACACCCGGAAGUAAGCUGUUCCAGUACUUCCGGGUUUCAGCGGUCUGCAACCCGAAAAACCGCAACCUGAAGUGUCUGUAACCCAAGGUAUGACUGUACACACCUUUCACCUUUAGUAGAAUUGGCAGCGUCUAUACUGCUCCACCCAGGUCCUUGAGCUAGCCUUGCUUGUGAGAAUAGAUUGCCUCCCAAAGGGAUUUUGAGCCAGCGGCUAUGUAUCUGUGUGGGGAAGGAGGAGGUUCACAGUGGGGCAUCCCAUGUGUAGAAUCACUAUGUUUCACAUGUCCUUGCAACUCUCAGGAAAACCUCAGCAGGAAGAACUCCGGCAGUGGCUACAGCAUCCACCAGCACCAAGGGAACAAGCAAUAUGGGACUGAGAAAUCGGGUUUUCUGCACAAGAAAAGCGAUGGGUGAGAACGUGCAAUUGUCUUUGUGUUGGAUCUCCAGAAGGUGGUGGCCCAAAGCGAUGCAAAUGUCUCUUUGGGAGGGUUCUUGCAUCUCACUUGAGAUCCAACAGGUACUGCGUGCACUUAGAGAGGUCUCUCCCCACCACCCCUUGGAAUUAGGCUUUAAAGAAGUAUUCUGUUGUGGUGCAUCUGUGUGCUUGGUGACCCCAACAGUUUCUCCAGUUUGCACAUGAGGCCAUGGACCCCAAAAGGUCAACACCACCUGCUAUACGGGAUGGUUUGUCUGAACCAUAUUAGUGUUAGGAUUGAGCUGGUGCGAAGCCAGGAAGCUUCCCGGCUGAGUGGGGAUCUGAUCCCUGAUAUCCUCAUUCCUAGUCCCAACACUCUGACCACGAUGCUAUGCUGGCUUGUCACUGCUUCUUGAUGAAAGCUUUCUAUGUGACGCUAGUGACCCUCAGACCUGCAGUUUUUUGCCUUGAAAUUGACACGGCACAGUCUAGGAGCAGCUGUUCCUGCGUUUGAUAGCUCUGUAGUCUUUCCCGGGAUCCACCUUUAACCAAACGUGCAUGCGCAUGGAUGGACACAUACCCAUGUUUCAUCCAGCUGACUUUUUCUGCCACCUGUUGAAGAAUGGCCUUUAAAAGCGUUUGCCUGCAAUGAUUCCACUGCAAUAAAAUUAUUUAGCGUUUAGGAUGCAAAAGUGCUUCCCCACACACAACCAUUAACUUGGCGGGAUCCUUUGCCAAAAGAAAAUGCAUGCCAAGCCUCUAAAGAGAGGAAGUCCAGCAUUUUGCCAUUUGUGACUUCCAGGGGAGAUGAUCUGGGAUAUAAAACUGCAUUUGCGCUGCCUUUCUUUCUUGGUGUCCCAGGAUUCGGAAAGUGUGGCAGAAGAGGAAGUGUGGCGUGAAGUACGGAUGCCUCACAAUUUCGCACAGCACGGUACGUAGGGCUUAUGGGAGGUGGGUGUGGAAAUUCUUGCCCAAAGAGUUGCCUGCUUGCCUGAAAGCUACAGGUGUGUCCGCACUGAUGUGCAUUAAGGUUUUUUAAAGGAAUUCCUUCAAGGCUUUAGCGAAUGUGCGAUGUCCGGGAUGGGGCAGGGUGCGUGGUUGGGGGAAACCAACGGGCAGCCCAAAUGUGGAGGCUUGCAGGAUAGACUUGACCUGUGGCUGGAGGUUCCCCACACAAGAGCCAUUGUGUGGUGAAGAGGUCAGAGUGGUAACCCUAGAAUCUGGGAGAGCCUGGGUUCAAAUUCACACUCAGUCAUAUGAAACCCACUGGGUGUCUUUGGGUCCGUCCCUAUCUCUCAGUCUCUCCUCCCUCAGAAGGCUGAAAGGGAGAGGGCGAGAAAGUGUCUACGCCACCUCCAGCUCUUUGGAGAAAUGGAGGGAAGUAAGUGUAAUACCGUGGUACCUCGCGUUAAGAACUUAAUUCGUUCCGGAGCUCCAUUCUUAACCUCGAACUGCCCACUUUAGCUAAUGGAGCCUCCCGUUGCUGCCGGAGCACGAUUUCUGUUCUCAUCCUGAAGCAAAGUUCUUAACCCGAGGUACUAUUUCUGGGUUAGCGGAGACUGUAACCUGAAGCGUAUGUAACCUGAAGCGUAUGUAACCCGAGGUACCACUGUAAUAACGAAAUGAAAUAAAAUCAUUUUGCCUCUCUCGGCUUGCCCUGCUAAUAUCUUGCCACUCUGUUGAAGGUGGUUUCGGAUGGGGCCUGUGGUUAGCAGGGAGGCUGGGCCCCCAGGUCCCUUUCCUGUCUUUGCUUCACCUCUCAGAAUUCAUUUUCUGUGUUCCUCGGCCAGCUCCUCUUUCUCCAUUCUCUUUCAUCCAGUUGUCUUGUAGGUAUUUGUUUCCAAACACACUGCUUUUCUUUCCUUUGGACCACAUCAGCGAGGCCGAGAGGGGGUUCUUGCUGUCUGGGCAGCCCAGGGUCUCCAUAUAUACGACCUAGGCUUCCACCUCGGGGACAUCACUUCAGUGCUGCUAAUCCAGCAGUUUGACUUCACCCCCAGAGGUGCACUCCACUGUCUCUCAAGACAGAUGCGAAGCCAAAAGCAACGUGUUUCAUUUCUUUCCGCAUCCUAACUCGUACUGUUUUCUUUUUGUUGCCUGUGUGGUCCUCAGACCUUCCUGUGGUGGUCAUAACCACUUUCCCCCCUAGUGGUUAUGGAUUGCUGCUUGUGUCAGGUCUGGUUUUGUAAAUUGCACUUCGAUGUGGUAAAAUAAAAGCAGAAAACCCUAAACCCACAAGGUGAUUUGACCAGGUUUCAUAUGUGUCUAAUAUGUGGUUUGAAUAUGCCCUCUUGUGGUUAGAAUUGGUAUUUUCUGUGCCAGAGAAAAUCCUAUAGCAGGGAUCAGCAACCUUUUUCAGCCGUGGGCCGGUCCACCGUCCCUCAGACCAUGUGGUGGGCCGGACUAUAUUUUGGAACGAAUUCCUAUGUCCCACAAAUAACCCAGAUAUGCAUUUUAAAUAAAAGGACACAUUCUACUCAUGUAAAAACACACUGAUUCCCAGACUGUCCACAGGCCGGAUUGAGAAGGCGAUUAGGCCACAUCUGGCCCCUGGGACUUAGGUUGCCUACCCCUGUCCUAUAGCCUCCAUUCUACUCCUAUGUGGUACAUUGUAGGUACAGAAGAAUCUUGCCCAUUCCACUUACAUAGUUCUCCAGUCUGAAGCUCAGGGAGCUUGGGGCGAAUAGAGGCCAUAGGGAAGAGUCUGUUUGCUUACUCUGCUACCAUUUCUCUUGCCUUUUAUGCAGAUAAAUCGGCCUCCCGUCAAGUUAAAUCUGUUGACCUGCCAAGUGAGGCCUCAUCCGGAGGAUAAAAAGUCCUUUGACCUUGUGACACGUAAGUGAAUUUAAACCGCUGUACUUCAUGCACCCUGCAGGCGGGAUUGAGUGGGCGAGACCAAUGGCGGGUCUGACAGUCAAGAAGGCAGUUUCUGCACAAUGCUGUAGAGGAAAGCAAGGAUCAAAGGGGGGGUUGUCAACGUUGGAAGAUAGCUCAUCUAAGGGAAGGGAAGCUCUGAUCCUAAACCUCCACUGGCUUAUCUUUGGGAUAAGAAAUCCGGAGUGGAGUCCCUAGGAUGGUUGGGUGGCACCUUGUAGGCCUUCUUCCAGCAGCUCCUGCAGCCAAGCUGGUACCGAAAUUACUGCUCUGCUUUCCUUUGGGCCACGUGAGUGAGGCUGAGAGGAGGAUCUUGUCAUCUGGGCAGCCCAGGAACUCCAUACACACUGCCCAGGUUUGUGCCCUGGGGAGGUCACUGGUGCUGCUAACAUAGUGGUUUCAAUUCACCCCUGGAGGUGCACUCCAUUGUCUCUCAAGGCAGACGGAUGCCCCAAACGAACAACAAUGGGUGGGAUUCAACUGUGUUGUUGCAUGCAUGGAAUGAGGGCAUGGUAGCAUGGUUAACAUCAGUUUAUUGGCAUUUACCUAACUCUUACAGCUCAUUUAGCUACGGGUUGUUGGUUGUUGUUUUUUUUUAAACCCCAAUAUUUUCCUAAACGUUAUCAAGAGUAUUGAUAACAUCAAGCAGUUUUUAUGAAGCAAAACACUUACUGCUCUGCAGGUUGAGAUGAACUUUGCCCCAGAGGUCAGCUGCAAAUCAGUUUCAUCUGAAACUCUGAAAAACAAACAUUUAAAUAUGUUCAUUUUUAAAAUAGUGACUUGGGGGGUUGUAAUUUUUUUUUUUAAAAAAAUAUACAAUUUAUACUAAACCUACAAACAUUUUCCUUUCUUAUAAUUCAUACAAAUAUCAUUGCCCACUGCACAAUAUACAACGAUGCAUAAUAAAUAAGAAAAUGCAAACACUUGAACUGUAUCUUGGAAAUCUGUUGUUUCAAAACAUCACAAACAAUAUCAUUUCUUCAUGAAUCCUUCAGAAUUUGCCUUCCUGGAAUUGUUGUAAUGUAUUUUUUAACCUAUCCUUGAGAACUGUGAACUGAUGUGAAAGCUACAAAUAUAUUUGCCUGACUUGGUAUGUAUUAGUCACAUGUAAAGGGUUUGUUCUUAACUAUUGGUUGGUCUUUGGGUGAUUUGCAGUAGAUCACCAAGGACGCAUCACUCCCAGUUGACAGCAACAACUCUCCUACCCAUAAACAAAAACAAAACAAAAAAUAGAAUUCUGAAAUGAACAAAACUUGGGUGGAAGAAACCAGGACUGUAUUUUUGUGUGAAAGGAUUGUGAGCACAUUUCUGCUACCAAAUACAAAUUCCUGGGCUGAGACAACACUCACAGGUGCCCUGAUCUUUAGUUCUGUGUAUGCCCACCCACUUUGUAAGUCUUUUUCUUUUUUUGCAUGAAGUUGCACAUAUAUGCUUAACAUGUCUGCUCCUUGCUCUUUAUGCGUAGAGGCUGGGGGCUAUGCAGGGGUUGUCCCAGCCCUAGAUUGAGAGACUGUUCAGAAUUUGGCUUAAUGCAGACGACAAACCCCUUUAAUUUCCCCUGAUCCAAGCGGCAUUGUCAUCCAGCUACUGCUGUCCCACAACUUCUCCUCCAUAAAUCCAGAGAUUCCUUAUGCAAUUGAUAUAGAUCUCCUAUUCGGAUUGUCGAAGUGUAGGGAAUCUCCAUAUUAGGGAGAAGAAAUUAGGGGCUGCAGUAGUUGGAGGAGGGUUUGCAGUCUGCAUUAAGCCGCAGUAUGAACUGGCCCUGAUAUUCAGGCAGCUGCCAAAGAGUCUAACACUAUCUACCAUUUGGGAACAUGCAUUGGGGGGAAGUUCUUUGCAGCUGAGAUUGCAAGAUUCCUGGACUGAGCAGUUGGAUGGCCACUGAGCUCCCUUCCCAUUUUAAAAUGCCAUGAACUCUGGUUGUUGUUGUUAUGCUACAAAUUGAGAGAAGUUUCAUGCUUCUUUACUCUUUCACCCAUCCAAGUUUCCUCUCCUUACAGAUAACAGGACUUACCACUUCCAAGCAGAGGAUGAGCACGAAUGUAUUGUGUAAGUCCCUUGCUGCUUGUUCUCUCUGCCUUAGGCCUCCUGCCCCUCGGAUUGGGGAAAACUGCUUGUAGCAUUAGUGAGGGGAACAAGCAUUUGCUAAGGGGGAAAUAAACAUGUUCUUACUUCUCUUCCUGCUGUUACAUCCCUGGUUUGUUUUGGGUUUUUCUCUCCCAAAGGGCCCAUUGCUCAGUGGUAGAGAAUCUGCCUUGCAUGCAAAAAGAUACCAGGUUCAACCCCUGUCAUUUCCAGAUCCUGGUCUAAAACCUUCGAGAGCCGCUGUCUGCCAGUUUCCCCCAAAGUAUCCUGGGAAUGAUAGUUCGUUGAGGGUACCGAGAGCUGUUAGGAGACCCCUGUUCCCCGUACGGAGCUAAGGUUUCAAGAGUGGUUUAACAGUCCGUCCCUCUACCCAAGAAACACUGGGAACUGUAGCUCUCUGAUGGGAACAGUGGUCUCCUAACAACUCCCAGCACCCUUAACACACUACGGUUCUUGGGAAUCAUUUUGGGAAGGCUGUGAAAGUGGUAGGAUCACUGCUUCAGAUGUAUAGUGUGGGUGGAAUGUCAGUGUGGACAAUAUUGAGAUAGGUGCCCCCAGUGGUAUUUCGAAUGCCUAGUAACUUUUCAUCUUUAGGUAAUAGUAUCAUAAGAUCUGGAGGGCAAUAUCCUGAUAUUUAUAAAUAAAGCAAAUCUGUUUUGAAACGUUACUACCUCCCAACACUGACAAUUAUUUUUUCCAUGAAUGAAACAACCCAAAUUUUAUGUUUUGUGUGUCCAUGUUAAAUUCGUAUUCUCCUGUAUUGUUGUUGUUUUUAAUUCUUGAAUGUUACUGAAGUAUGUGCUCUUGUUUAAAGAAAUGGAAAUAUUUCUUUAAAUGUAAAAAAGGUCUUUCUUUAGUGACUGCAGUCACGAAAGGCAUUUGUCCUGGCCUGCAAAUCAAAUGGGUUCCUGAUGGGUGUUCUUUCCCACGAACCAGGUGGGUUUCGGUGCUACAGAACAGCAAGGACGAAGCACUCAGCAACGCUUUCAAGGGGGACCCAGGGGGGUGCAUGUCUUCGGCCGGCAGCAGGGCAGAUGGGGGGCUGCAAGAGCUCACCAAACUCAUCAUUGGCGAGGUGAAGAACAUGCCAGGCAACAGGCAAUGCUGUGACUGCGGAGCCCCAGGUAGGUGCAGCAGGGAUGUGGAUGCCAUUGCCUUGUCCAGAGUUUCCCAGUACUUUCCCCGCCUUAAAAUCGCAGCAGGGAGAAGAGGAAUGCUUAACUGAGCAAAAUCCACCUUUGCUCUGCAAAGCACACCUGCAUUUUCAGACCAUAAAGUCUUAAUUUUCUGGAAGGAAGAUUUUAGAAAAUCUCCAGAGAUUGCUGCUUUUGUGUAUGUGGUAGCCCAUGGCUAGAGGAUGUCAUGUAUGCUACAUGGUAUACUGUAAACCGUGAAAUACCCAGGCAAAAAUAUUUAGAGAAAUCUUUAGCAGUGAUAUGGGUAGUAUUACAUAUCUGAUGUCUGGUACAGACAUAUCUGUAAUGUUUAAUGCCACUAAAUUCGCAGCGAAGGCUGCUCAGCUUUAGACAAGGACAUGCUCAAACCUAAGAUUUUGUUUUUUAUGUACAGGGGUUGACCAUUUUGUACACGUCCAAUUGACAUGUGGGUCCUUUUGGACCCAGAAGAGGGUGGUGGUGGGCUUAUGGGCGCGCCACCAACACAUGCAGGGGCCAGGAAUGGAUCUCCUAUACAAAAUGGUUGCCACUUGUAUGUUUUUAUUUACUGUGUGGGUCAAGCUUUUAUUUUUGUUAAGAAGUUCAGUUCUUAAGUUGUUUGGCUACAACUGUAUUUGGUUGCCUUAAUAAAGGAUUUGAUUUGAUGCGACCUCUUAACAAAAUCUAAGGCCCAAGUCUCCAUAAGCCUUCUGAUCCAAUGGGAAUAUUUCCUUUUUUAUUAUUAUUAGUUUUUCAUUACUCACAAGUAUAUCUUUACAUCAUAACUUUACAUAUUACAAUUAUACAUAUUCUUGUUUUCAGAGUAUGUUCGUACUUAUUAUUGUCAUAGAUCGACAAGUAUUACUGUAUACGAAAAAGAAAAAAGAUGCAAUUUUAAAAUCAUAAUGUUCCUCAUAACUGAAUGACGUCUCUUCCAUUUUGUACUAAUCAACGUAUUGCCUAUAUUUGUCCAAUGGGAAUAUUUCCAUGUCAGCCUAAUUGAAAUGGAUGAGGGCUGUGCCAAAGAGUCUCUUAGCCAUUGCCUUCACUUCCAUGGGGUUUCCAACAACUUGUACCCACUGUCCUUUUGUAACCUGCUUACAUGUCAAGGUGGGAAAGGAAUGAGUCUUGGCAGGGAGAAAACACCUUUUUCAUGUAGCAUCUCUGUACUUGGCUUCUCUCUCAGAUCCCACGUGGCUCUCCACCAACCUUGGCAUUCUGACAUGCAUCGAGUGUUCAGGGAUCCACCGUGAGUUGGGGGUGCACUACUCCCGAAUCCAGUCUUUGACCCUGGAUGUGCUCAGCACUUCUGAACUGCUGGUAAGCACAAAGGCUGUGCGUUGGAAACAGAGUGAGCCUUCCCCCACUUCUGUUUUGCCUCCUUACUUUUCUCUUUUGUAGCGACACUGCCAAAGUUGCUUCCUCCAUGGUGGCAUCAAAUUCUUUGGCAUCCUGAACUCACCGGCACAACAGUGGGAAGCUAAAUCUGGUGUAAAACCAGGUAUUUUUGUGCCUACAAACAGAUUUUAAAUCUAGCAGGAACCGGCUAAGUGCCCUUGGGGUUGGUUUAGAUGAGGGGUAGAGGAUCUCUGACCCUCCAGGUGUUGCUGGACUCCCAACUCCCAUCAUCCCUAGCCAGCAUGGCCCAGUGGUCAAGGAUGAUGGGAGUUGUAGUCCCAACAACAUCUGGAGGGCCAUAGUUUCCCCAGUCCUGCUGCUUUAGAUCUCUUCUUGCAUGACAGUAGCUGCUGUGUCCCUAAGAGCAACACAUUGUCUGUAAAGUGACGCCGCUUGGAAAGGCAGAAACUUGAUAACCCAAAAUAGGAAUAGGCAACCUGUGGACCCCCUAAAGCUGCUGGACUCUAGCUCCCAUCAGCCCCAGCCAGAAUAGUCAAUACUCAGGGGUGAUGGAAACUGUAGUCCAACGUAUGUUCCCCACCCUGGCCCUAAAAUAAAGAAGGAAAGGCUCCUUGUGGAGAAUUAAUCAGGGACCCCUUUUCCUUUUUAUACUCUAUGCCUUUUCAUACCUUCAGGGUGGUUGUGGGGACUUAAAAUAUAUAUUGGGUUAGAAUGCCGUCAUUUUCUUUUAGCGUAGUUUAGAUUUUCAAGGAUAAGAGAAAGUAAUCGAAAUGCAUAAACAUAUUAUAGAAAUGUAUCCAGAGCAAAUCAUCCCAUCACGGCAAUAAAUACAAAAAGUUAAGCAGCAAAGAGUUUCCUAAAUCCUCUUAUCCCUGUCCUUCUCUAACGGCUCCCUAAACAAAAGAGAUUUCACUUGCUGUCCGGAGUAGAGAAAGGUGAGGGGAGGCCUUUUGCCUUGGAUUGCCUUACCAACUAGGCAAAUGGACACCUAUGGGAAGCUCUUCUACCUACAGUAUUAUUAUUGUCACAUGGCAUCCUUAGGCAACACCCACUGCUGAUGCCUGCCCUGGGCCUCCUUUUCAUUUUCUACCCCCCUGGCCAGACAGUUGGGUCUAGCCUACGUUCCCAUUUCCCACAAUGCCCUGUUUCCCUGGGGCAUUGUGGGGAGUGUUUUUAAUGGUGCGCUCUCAUCGCUUCUCAGAGCACCACUGAUCCUCCCAAACCAUUGUCAAGAAGCCUGGGAAGGCCUCUUAAAACAGAAGAGGGGGCCCGGCAGGGAGAGAUUUUGCCCAGGACCUUCCCCCACCUACCCACCCACCCAAAGCCUGUAUGUCCUCAAUGCUUCAUGGAGAUACGUCUCCCCUCCAGUAACACCGGUUCCUUUCCUUGUUCUUACAGCUGGCAGUCAGCAUUGGCAAUGCCAAGUUUAAUGAAGUCAUGGAGGCCACUUUGCCAGUCCCUGUGAGCCCGAAACCCUCCUCAAGCAGUGAUAUGUGAGUAGAAACUGAAACAAGCGGGGGGGGGGAGUGCAUUGGUUGUUAACCAGAAGGUUGGCGCUUCGAGCCCACCCUGGGACAGCUGUGGGCAGGGUUUCCUGCAUUGCAGUGGGUUAGACGACAGGUGCCGUGUUUGAGACCUCUCCGUCUUCCCUCCAUGCAGGAAUGCCCGUAAGGAAUUCAUCAUGGCCAAGUACAUGGAGCGCAAGUACGUUCACAAAGCAGCCAGGGAUGAGCCUUGCCGCCUCUGGGAAGCAAUCCGGAGCAGGGAUCUCCUGGCUCUGCUUCAGGCCUUUGCAGAGGGCCACGACCUGUCCAAACCUCUAGCCAGCCCCGAAGGCCAGGUGAGCAGAAUAAAACUGAGUGUGUGCGCAGGGGAAACACUGGAACGAGGUGUGAGCCAUCACUUAGCUAGCUGGAAGCAUUUCGGCAUCACAAGACCCCAUAAAUAAUGGCCUGCCACAUUGUGGUGGCUGGUUUCCCCAGCCACUCCGGCUGGCUUACAGCAUAUAUAAGGUAAAGGUAACGGGACCCCUGACCAUUAGGUCCAGUCAUGGUCGACUCUGGGGUUGCGGCACUCAUCUCGCUUUGUUGGCUGAGGGAGCUGGCAUACAGCUUCCGGGUCAUGUGGCCAGCAUGACUAAGCCGCUUCUGGCAAACCAGAGCAGCGCACGGAAACACCGUUUACCUUCCCGCCAGAGCAGUACCUAUUUAUCUACUUGCACUUUGACAUGCUUUCGAACUGCUAGGUUGGCAGGAGCAGGGACAGAGCAACGGGAGUUCACCCCAUCACGGGGAUUUGAACCACUGACCUUCUGAUCAGCAAGUCCUAGGCUCUGUGGUUUAACCCACAGCGCCACCCGUGUCCCGGUCACAGCAUAUAUAAAACAUAGUAAAGCAUCAAACAUUAAAAACUUCCCGAUAUAGGAGUGGUUGGUAGAGGCAGGGAGCCCAAACAGUAGAGCCAACACCCAGGCAGCUUACACAGGAUUUCCUUUGACUUGUGGUUGAUUGGUUUUUGUCCUUCCCCCACCUCAUCUGACUUGAUCUAUCAGAGCAGAGCUCUAGCACAGAAAGGUUUGCAAAGGAUUGCCUCUUUGCCCUUCUCAUAGGAACCAGGUGAGCGGGCUUUGCAUCUGGCUGUGCGCUAUGCCAACAAGACUUCCCUCCCUCUGGUUGACUUCAUUAUUCAGAACGGGUAAGGCUCAGCGUUGAGAACUCUCCACUACCUAUAGACAAGGAGGUAUGCAGGAAGGCAGAAUUCUGCACAUAGAGUUGUGCAAUCAGGUUCAGUUGGAUGUGAUAUCAGUCUGCUUAAUAGUGGGCACAGCUGGUGGGUGCUGGUAGAAAUGGAGCCACUGAGAAAUCAGGGUCACCCCUAAAGAAUCCUGGGAAGUGUAGUUCAUAAAGGGUGCCAGGAAUUGUACCCUUGUGCCAGGGAACUGCAGUUCCCAGGAGCCAUGUUCUUUUAAUGUAUGGCGCAAACGUGACCAAGGAAGAGUUAUCAAGCUUGCUUAAGGGAAUCUUGAGUUUUGCAAAGGUACAAAAUCUUUAGACACAAAAACUUGAGGAGAGCCCUGCCCUCCCAAAUAGCCUGAUAAGAACUGAGCAUGCUCAGUGGGCACAGAAUGUGAGAAAUGUUAGAAAGAAAUGUAAAACUAGAGGCGUGGGGAUAGAGAAAUGGAGUGUCCUGUUUGGAAGGAAUGGCUGACAAGAACCCUGAACUCAGAGGAACAUAGAAAGCGGCUUCACCCGAGUCAAAUCAUUAGCUCUUCUAGCUCAGUAUUGUCCACAUUGACUGGCCAUGGUUCUUCAGGGUUUAAGGCUAAGGUCUUGCCCAGUUUUACAUGGAGAUGAGGCAGACUGAACCGGCGUCCUUCUGCAUGCAGCCUCUGAGCUGUGGUCUCUCUACUCUCAUUAAGUUUAGUGUAUUAUUGUUGAUGCAGGUCCCAUUUGCAAAACGUAUAGGUGGAUUUCAACUAAAAUUUUGCGUUAGUGCAAGGGGAUUUCCCCUCCUCUCUUCCUCACCCCCCCCAUCCCGUGCACACACUAUGCCACCCCAAAAUCUGCUCUGGAGGGUUGAGGGAACCCCCAGAACAGAUUUAGGGAGAGACUGUUCUGUUGCACAAGAAGAAAUCCUGGUGCUGACGAAAUUAUCUGCUUAGUGCUGCGUUGCACAAAACCCCAAGACUCUGAAUUUCUGGCUAAUUCAGAGUUCUUUUCUAAAGUAAGGACAGGAAGGGGUGACUGAGAAGCCUGGAGAGAGGAGAUGGGCAUGGGGAAGAUUAAGGAGAUCUCCCCUGCAGCCAUGAGAACUGACAAACUAGGCUUUGUGUUUUCAGUUUCUUUUUUAAAAAAACCUGGAUUUUGCCCUUCGUUUGUCUUGUCUGUGUUCAGGGGAAAUCUGGACCGGCCCACUCCAGAUGGGAGCACAGCCCUGCAUUAUGGGGCUCAGUAUAAUCAGCCCAACUGCAUCAAGCUCCUGCUGAAGGGGAAAGCCUCUACAAAUGCAGGUAGGAUAUGGCCCCCAGGUGACUUCCUCUAAGAUGUGCAAAUACAUAAGCACGCUUCUCUUCAGGCAUGCACAAAAUGAGCCUUGGUUUGGUUCUUUCAUAAAAUGUAUACACUGCUCGAUUGCAAAAAACAUCAAAGCAGUUUGCAAAAUAAUAGUAAUAAUUAGACCAUAAAAUUCUUGGUAAAAGCAGUUAAAAACAACAAUUUAAAGUGUUCCGGGAAAAAUUGACGAUAAACUAAAAGCAGGUUAAAACACACAUCGGCAUUCUGGAUAAGCUCACCUAAACAAAAACGUUUUUAGCAGGCGCCGAAAAGAGUACUUGAUAAGUGAAGGCGCCCGGCUGAUGUCACUAGGCAGGGAGUUCCAAAGUUUAGGUGCCGCCACACUGAAAGGUAUUAUGUGGCACCUGUAACAGGAGCAGUUCUGCAGAUUGAAGUGGAUAUAUAUGGGGCAAGGAAAUCUCGGAGGCAAAGUUAUGAAGGGCUUUCUAUACUGAUAGCAGCAACACCUUGAACUCAGCCCCAUAGCAAGUCAGCAGCCAGUGCAGAUCUGUGAGCGAGGUGUUAUAUGCUGAAGCAUUCUGCACUAACUGCAGCUUCUGGCUCAAGCGCAAGGGAUGCCCACAUAUGUCAACAGCUCUAUGCCCUCUUUCAAGUGGGGGUAAUAUAUUAAAAUGCCCCUUCCCUCCCCACACCUCCUACAGCCUUGCUUUGUUUUUCUCUCUCUGUUCAGUAAAUGCAGCUGGCGAAACACCUCUGGAUGUGGCGAGGAGGUACAAGCAUGCCGAGUGUGAAGACUUGGUAGGUUGGGGGUCAUCUGUGAAACAUUGAAAGCCAACAUGGUGUGAUGGUUAGAGUGAUGGACCUGAGACGCCAGAGCUCAAUUUUUCGUUCAGCCAUGAAGCUAGCUGAGUGAUUUUUGCAGCAGGCACUAUUUGCUGCCCUACCCUACCCCGUGGGGUUGCUGUGGGGGUUAAAUAGGAAGGAGAGAAUCUGGUAUGUCAUCUUGAGCUCCUUGAAGGAAAGGUGGGCAUUAUCACUGUCCACGGCCACAUUCCAGACAGGCAAAGGCAUUUGAGGAGGGUGUGGCUAAGGACUGGUGAGGGGUGUGGCUUGCGGAGGGGCCUUGAGGUCCAGGCAGAGGAGACCCUGCAAACAGUGCUUGUUAGUGAGCUGGAAUUGACUGGCUAUGGCUACAAUCCUAAGAACAUUUACAUGCAUGCAUACUUAAUUUAAUCUGUAUGCCACCUUUCCCUAGUUCAAACGAUGCUCAAGGUGGCGUGCAACAUGGAAAAAAAAUACAUAAUCACAACGUAACAAGAAUGGUCAUAAACAAUAAAUAAAACACCCAAAAAUAUGCAACCAAACUGAGCAAUUUCCAUGUAAAUUAUAAGAUAUAAAAUUAAGAUAUAAAAAAAAUCAAUAACAGCAACAACACCCCCCCCCCCCAACAACAUCCCUGCCCAAGAGUCCGUUCAGCAGCCUCAGCUUUUGUAGCUGGAGUCAGUCAAGGUUCCAUCUUCCCAGGCCAGAUGGAAAAGGUCUGCAGGGAGCAUGUCUUCUGGGACUCACAGCCAAGACGGUUUCUGGCCUUCACAUUUCCUUGGUUGUUGAAUCCAUUGAGCUUGGUGGGACUUACUUCUGGGUAGAUAUGGUUUGCACUGUUAGUAGCAGACCCAUCGUUGCCUCCUGUAGCAUUUGGAAGGAUUCCAGUGCAUGAUUCCUUGGGGGGGGGGUAAGCCCCAUUGUGUCCCCAAGCGCGUUAGGUUUUGCAGCACUACAUCACUUGCAGGAACCAGAAGGGUCUUUCUCAUUGGUAAACUGACUAUGGAGUCUCUGUGUCCUCUUUGUUUACAGCUGGAGCAAGCCCAGGCGGGGAAAUUGGCUUCCCAGAUACACUUGGACUACGACUGGGAAACCCCUCAGGAGUUUUCUUAUGACAGUGAAGAUGAGCUGGAUGAGAAGGUGCUGUGUGUUAGGAGCUCUGACUGUGUUUGUCCUUAUUCAGAAGUGGGGAGCCCAGCUCCCAUCAGCCCCAGUCAACACGGCCAGUGGUUAGGGAUCAUGGAACUUGUAGUCUGUCCUAUGCAGUGUAAAUCCUCUGAAGGUAUUUCUCUGCAAACCAAAGAACUGAAGCUGCUGUAAGGAUGUCUUGCCCUCUGGUUGCCCUGGUAAAUGAUGUCCUGUGGUUGGGAAACCAGAGGGCACGUGCUUAUGAAAGUUGUUCUCACAAGAUGCUGUGAGGGUUUUAAAAGAUGGUCAGGCAUUCAUGGAGGGUAAGCUAUGUUCUACCUCCAUUGUCUAAGAUGGAACGUUUCUGAAUACCAGUUGUUGGGAAUCACAAGUGUGGAGAGUCGCUGUUGCACACAUGUCCGACUUUUGGGCUUCCCAUAGACAUCUGGUUGGCCACUGUGAGAACAGGAUGCUGGACCUGAUGGGCCUCUGGUCUGAUCCAAGAGGACAGUUCUUGGGUUCUGAGGGCUGGACCUACAUGGCCAGCCUGGGGUUGUACAAGGAAGGAGCUGGUAGAACCCUUCAACAGGUUCAUAAACAUUGCAUCCACAGUCACAGCUUGACUGUAACUUCAUUGCAAAGUCCUCCACCUGCCUAGACUGGCCCGUUUCUCUCACCCCAUUGCUUUCUCUCCAGCCACGCAAUCUCAUGGUUUGAGGUAGUCUUUCUCCGAUACCAGCUGGGAAGCCUCAAUGGCCAUCAUGUUGGCCACUGUGAAAAGUGGAGUGUUGAAGUAGACGGGUCUUUAGCCAGGGCUCUUCUGGUUCACUCCUAUGGCCUUCACUCUUGCUCGUGUCUCACAAAUCUCUUCAGAUGUGCACCAAUUUCGACACCAUUUGCUGCCUCAAAUUGGAAUGUGCUUUUGCGCCAUGGAGAGGCCCUUAAGACUCAGAGGAAGGGUUAGUUUCAGGAACUGGUCCUGAGUGCAGUGAAAGAAGGUAAUGAGCAUCUAGUACAGUCUUCUUCUGAUGUCAUGCGCUCCAGAUGUUUUGAGACAACAACUAGUAUGACUCAGUGGUGAGAGAUGAGGGAAGUUGUAAUCCAAUGAAGUCUGGGAGGCACUAGGCUGGGGAACAGUGAGCUAAGAGGUAUAGGGAUAUUGAAACAGAGCUUUGCUGCUUUCUCCGAUAGGUGAGCCCACUGCAGCGGUCUUUUGGGUCUUCAUCGUCUCCGACCACAGGCCAGCCUGCCCUCUUCCCUCCAAACAGGUGGAGUUGCACAGGUAUAGACAUCAGCAACAAGACCUACGAGACCAUCCUGGUCCCCUCACGGCCUGGCCUGCGAAGCUCAAAAAGUGAGGAGACCCCACCACCGCUGCCAGUCAAAAACCCCACCAGAGGGAAUUCCAAGACAAAACCAGGGCAGAGUGCUUUGGGUAAGUAGAGCCAAGCAGUGACAAGGCUGACCACAUGCUUUGCGCAAAGGUGUGCAUCAGAGCCCCAGUAGAAAAAGAGCAAGUCUGCUGCAAUUGGAAAAUGAAGUGUGUAUACACACAGAGAGACACAUAUUAUACAAUAUCUAAAUUCACAAUGUGGGAAAACCCAUGUAUUAUAUUUAUAUUAUGUUAGGUAGAUUUAUUGCUUUACUCUUGGCGUCCAGCACACUUCCCCCUGCGAGCCUCUGCAGGUCGUAAAGCAAUUAGCAGAAUUGCACAGCGUCCGUGUUGAAAGGGCAGUAAAAAAAGUCCCACACGUUUCUUCUUUCCUAGUAGCACUUUAUUUGCUCAAAAAUAGCAUAUUUACAAUUCAGAAACACCAUCUGAUUCAAGUUGCAUUUUGCGUCCUUCUCUCUCAGCUUGCAGCUGCGCAACAAAACUGCUUUCACUUUUCACUCAGCUCACAGCAUUCCAAGCUGCUUUCGUCACGUCCUGGCUUACUUCCCUUGUAAGCGCCUCCUCUCAGCCUCGAGACACAGAAGGUUAACCCUUCACUACACCCAACAUAUUAUACAUACUGUAUGUGUGUGUCUAUGCAUUAUAUCUUAGAUUAUAGCCAAGACCUCUACAUGGACAUUUUCUUGGGGCACAUUGGCUGGAGAGUUGAAUAAAAUGGAACCCAUCUUGUGAUCAAAUAAUUUCCCCUCACAUUAAUAUUUAUUAUGUUAAGUUUAUGUGUACAGACAUACUUUCUGAUUCUUACAUUCUGAUGUUUGCAUAUCCAGCAGAUGUUCUUGCCUUCAGUUUUGCAGUCAGUAAUGCCCUCCCUGUAAUCGCCAAACUCCUAAGCAGCUGCCUAUGUGCUCCAAGUAGAAAGAUCUUAGCAUCCAUUGGGAGCUUGUAUCCAGUAUCUCCAUUAAGCACUAAAAUCAUUGCCUGAUACCUUCUAUUUACUGCUCACUCCUUCCAGGUAUGAAAAAAAGUGUCCAGGAUAUACCCAACUAGGUUUUACUCCUAAUAGACCCAUUAAAACUAAAGGGCCUAAGUUAGUCAUGUCCAUUAGCAUUAGCUACAUCUAUACAUUUAAAACACAUGGCUUUCCCCGAAGGGUCUUGAGAACUGCAGUUACGGGUGCUAGGUAUCAUAGUUCUUUGGAUAUAGAUGACUCUGAGUAUGGCUAACAUUGACUACAACCCUCCAUCCUUCUGUUUACUUAGCCAAUGUAACUCUGAGAUCUCUGUUUCUGCUUCAGUAAGUAAUUCAUUUCCCAUUUCUUUCUAGACCCCUCAGAGUCCUUGCCUCAGUCACCAGAUGUCCCUGAGGGGCGGCACUCGUCCACUUCCAGCGUUCCUGGAAUGCCAGAUGGGGGCACGUCCCGGCAGCCGUCGAACUUCCGCAAUUCUGUGGAAGUCAAAGGCACAGCCUACUGGGAAACCUGCUCCGAAAAGGAAAGUGGCUCCCUGCGCAGAAGAUCGGACCCCAGUCAGGCAACAGUGCUACAGCCUUCUCCUGGGACCUCUCCAGAACAAGGACAAGCCAACCCAGUCAAGUUCAGGUGAGACCAGGAGGUGUCAGUUGUGGAAAGGCCUGAAAGCCAAGCACCUUGUAGGUUAGCAGUGGCUUCAAGGGUCUAGUCCAAGGUAUGGUUACCAUAAAUGGCCUGGGGAAAACUGAUUUUGGCACCACUUGCACUAUACUUUUAAAACGGUAUCGUACCACUUUAAGCAGUCAUGGCUUCCCCCCAAAGAAUCCUGGGAAAUGUAGUUUGUUAAGGUUUCUGAGAGUUGUUAGGAGACCCCCUGUUCCCCUCCCAGAGCUGCAUUUCCCGGAGUUCUGCAGAGAGAGGGAUCAAUUGUUAAAGCACUCUGGCUUCCCAGCAUUCUUUGGAGGAAACCAUAGCUGUUCAAAGUGGUAGGAUGAUGCUUUAAACGCAUAGUGCAGGUGGAGCCUUUGCUCCCUUCUGUCCCGCCUCAACCAAACUAAUGUUAUUUUUAGGUCUGAACUGAGUGCAGACCACCAGGCAUCUAUUGCUACCCUUGCUCUAGGGCUAGGCUGGAAAACCUCGGGCCUGGGGUUCAGGACUCACACUGGGCCACAGCCCUUACCAGCCUUGAUCUGCACCUCCCUUGAGUGCUUUUGCCUGGCUGGAAUGUGCCUUUGAAGCCUCUUGCUUGCCUGGGGGGAAAGCGUUUCUGGCUGGAGUGUACAAAGGUUAGAGUCACAUCUGUGGCUCCACCCACUUUUGCCUGUGGCGCUGCCCUUUCCUGGCAUGCAGGGGGUUCCUUGGCUACCCUUUGUUUACAUGCACUUUCUCUUCCCUCUACAGCUCUGAGAGCACCCGAUCCUAUCGACGGAUCAGUAGUGGCUCCGUGGGCAAGCUGCCUGGCACCCCACUUUCCCCUCAGAGCUCUGGUUGCCCAGAAGAACUGCCUUCCUGCAAGUCUCCGAUACUGGCCCAGACACCUCCCCCCGUGCCGAUGCCAAGAAGGUUUGCCCCGGUGAGUUCUGUGAGAUGGUGAUGCUGUCAGCAUUCGGUAUCUGGGGCCAAUAGUCAGUGUGCAUCCAUUUCAGUAAUCGAGCCAUUGAGAUGUAAGUUCAGAUGAUAAAGGCUGUUGUGGAAAGAGGUUGUGGUUGCCCCUAGAGGCUUCAGGCGAAGAGCAUGUAUGGCUGGUAGGAUAGAAUGAUGGACCUCUGGUGAGGCAGGAUGAGGUGUAGAACUUUCCUAUGGUGAUAUGUGCAGGCUAUAGCACAGGGAGAGGCAGGACUGUAUCAGCUGAGAGCCCAGAAACUUUUGGCUUCUCUUCCUCCUUGAUCUGUUUCCAUUCCAGCUGCUUGUUAGAAGAAAUCUGUAACUAAGGCCUAAUACCUGAGUUUGCUUUUUCCCUCUUCCCUCCCAACCCUGUUUCCUUUUGAGUUGUGUCUUAAUUGCAAGCCUUUAGGACAAGAACUCUCUUAUUACAGAUACUGAAAAGCCUCUGCUGGAGGCUUUCCUUUCCUCUUUUUCUUUUUCUUUUUUUUGGCUGAAGAGUGGGCAACACGUGCUUUAGUAAAUAUAUAAUAAAUUUAUUUACUAAAUAAAAUAAAUAAGUAAAUAGACUUGAGUAUUUACUCAAGUCUAAUGCGUUAUUGAAUCUAAUGCACACCUUAAUUUUCAGAACCUUGAAACCAAUAAAAGUAUUUGCUGGCAAAUGUAAAUGUGCCAUCGAAUCUAAUGCACACCUUGAUUUUUGCAGUGUAAUUUGGCCAAAAAGGUGAGCAUUAGAUUCGAGUAAAUAAGAUAAAGGGGUGCCCAGCAGAGAUUGCUAAGAACCCUAAGGCUAAGUGUGAAGAUUCAAACAGCUUAACCACCACCCCCCCCAAAAAAAUCCACAAUAAAUAUGCAUAUCAGGGAUGAUGUAGUCUUACAACAUCUGGGAGGGGGAGGUGUCACAGGUUCUCCCCUGCUGGCUUGCAGAAUGGGUGACAAGGCUUUUGGCAGGGUUGGGUAACCUGUGGCUAGGGGUGGGUAACUCUUCACCCUUUCAUCAAUGAGGUGCCUGUUUGCAAUUCUGUUUAGGCUUCACAGAACCACUGAAGGGCUGUGGAAAGGGAAAGAGGGUUGUGUAGAACUGACGACUACCGUUUUUCACUUUUGCAGGCUAAGGGACGGCCGAAGAGAGUCAUGGCCUUGGUUGACUGCAAGGGGGACAAGGCUCGGGAGCUGACUUUCUCCAAGGGUGAAGUGAUUGUGGUGACGCGGGAAGAGGAUGAUCAAAGUUGGGUGAGUGUUGCUGCUUCCUCCAUGGGACAAAGUGGGGAAACACUGUUCCUUCUAGCUUGGGAGGGAAGGAAGGAAGGCAGGCAGGCAGGAGGACGGUACUAUCGAAGGCAUGUUUUUUCCAACACGGAUGUGUAUUUGCAAUGGACCUUCUGCACCACCAUAAUCAUUUCCUUGUACAAUUGCGCUCUUUCCCUUCUUUACGAGUGAUGUAUUGAGGCUCCUUACGUCAUACCUCUCCCCUUCCCCUUUCCCUCCCACUAGUGAAAUCCAUCUUUAUAAGUGUGCCCGGUAUUCCAGGAAUGCUGUUCCUGACAUUUCCCCACAGCAGACAUCAGAAACUUCUUGUGCUCAUCAUACUCAGCAGUGGAUACUCUGGUCGCUCUACUCAAAUUUUGUCUGGGAAGUACUGGUGGUCGCUACGGACAUGUUGGUUAAGCAGAGAUUAGGAGGCUGUCGUGGUCACCACUGCUAUUUCUGCCAAUUGAAAGAGCGAGCCUCGUUGCAGGCAUAGCCCAUCAAUUAUACAGAAGGAAAAGAGCGCAGUCACACUCAAAAACAAUGAAAUGAUUGCGGUCAUGUGGAAGGUCCAUUGCAGAUUUGCACCUAAGAAUGUUUUUUGCGGGGAAUAAUAAGGCAGCUCCUAUGAAAGGUACAUUUGCAAGAGCCUCUCUUUCAUCUGCCUUCCCCCACCCCUUUUGAUCCUGUCUCCCUCUUGUUUCUCCUCCCCCCCGCCCCACAGAUCGGUUUCAUUGAAGGCGAUGGCACAAGAACGGGAGUUUUCCCCUCCAGCUUUGUCCACCCAUUGCAAGACUGAUGGGACCAUUUUGUUCACGUUCCAGCUGCAGAGAGGAGUCUGCCUGAGCUGCUUUGCAGACCUAAGGCAGACUCACCCCAUCUCCUUUGAGCCUGCUCUUCUCCAUAGGAUGCCAUCUGCGUAAUCACUUCCUUGAUCAUAUCCUUGGGAAGAAGCCACUGGCUUUGGCUUGGCUACUGUUCUCAUUGCUGUUGUUAAGCAGGACCAGGAGAAAGGACAGGAGCUCUGCUUGGUUGACUUUUUCUGGCUUCUUCUUGCAGCCUCACGCAACUGAGGUAUCUUCUCGUUGGCUGUGGAGGCUCCAUCUCCAAGUCAUCUCUGCCUCCGUUUGAUUUUCUCGCUCGAGACCAAAUGUACACUUGGGUGGGAUUCAGACUCCUAGUGCAGUGUUUGGUUUCGUAGCAAUCUCGGCUUCUGUUACGACAGUCACGAGGGAUGAACCCCGCUUCCAGGAGAAAUCUGAAAACAUGCAGCAAAUGCAUAUAUGCUGGAGACUUGGAAAACCAAGCCAGGCCUUUGGCAGGGCUUCAGAGCUGCUGCACAUCCUGCCCCAGCCCCAGCCCCAUGAGGAUUCAUUUGACCCUACCCUACCCUCAUGGAUCCGUUUUUGCAUCUCUUCAUCCAGUGCAGAGUAUCUUCACAUCUGCUGCGUGCAGACGAUUCUGGGAGCCUUGCUUGGUCCCAGCUGGCCUAGUCAGUUGAGAGUGCCCUUUAGGGGAAGGGCUGCAGCUCAGUGGUAGAGCAUCUGCUUUUCAUUCAUAAAGUCCCAGGUUCGAUUCCUGACGGCAUCUCCAGGAGGGGAUGAAGAAGGCCCCUGCCCAAAGCCCUGGAGCGCUGCUGCCAAUCAGUGUUGACUGUGCUGAGCAAGAUGGGCCAGUGGUCUGACUUUGCAUAAAGCAGGUUCCUGUGUGGCUAUAUCUGUUAAGCACCAGGUGUGCGCUGCUGGAGAAGUUGGAUAAUGGUGUGCAAACUCCAGGGCUUGCCUCCGCUAUUCACCUUUCAGGGACUGCGUUCUGCCAGGACAGCCACAGCUUUUCCACAUCUCAUGGAAGUCACUGCCCUCCAAAUGAAGAAGAUUGAUGAAGGGCAGAACUCAUGUCUGACAAAGCAAAGCUUUUCAAAGCGUUGGGCGCUAGUGGGAAGUGAGGGUAUCUGUAGCUCUUCAGGCUGCAAAAUGUCUUGGGGCCCAUAUUGACCAGCCUGCCUGCCAUUAUCACUCACAGAAUUACAGAAUCAUAGACUGUUUUAAGUCAGAAGGGAGCUUAGAGGUCCAACCUCCUGCACAAUGCAGGAAUAUUGCAGCUGCAGCAUCCCUGGCAGAAGCUGGUUGCACCGCUGCUCAAAUACCUUCAGCAAAGGAAAGACCACCACCUCAUGAGGCCGUCUGUUCCUCUGUCAAUUAGCAAUUAGUACAUGUCUCCUAUUAGCCAAAAUCUGUUUCCUUGUGACUUCCACUCUUUGGCUCUACUCUUGGAGCAACAGAGAACAAAUUGAUUUUCUACAUUAUGGAGCUCCUGAUAACUUCCUGUGGAAUCUGUGAGUUCUGUAGAGUAAUGUUUUGAAACCACUGCUGCUCGCACUUUGGAAGCUUUUCAGGCUGAAUCCAAUUUCUUGUUGUUUGGAUUUGGGCACCAGCCACCACUGGGAAGGCAGGGAGGCCAACAGUAGGAGGACCUAGAGCCAAGGGCAGAUGCAGAAAAGUAAUUCUAGUUUUCUCCCUGUCCUGUUCCCUGCUGAGUGGUACAGGGGCUAUGGAGGAGGCUGGGAGCCAGGACUGGUUGUCGUUAAGAAGACAAGCCAGUGUGGGCUGGCUGAGAGCAGACUGAAGUUGGUAGGGCAGUACGCCAUAAGAUCCAGCCCAAUAUUUUUAGAACUGCUCAGCCAGUUUGGAAAGUGCCCUUCUCCCGUUUUUGAUCCUCUCCUGCCAAGCUAUGAGAAAACCAAUUCUGCAAGUCUGCAGAAUGGUUAAAUUUUGAACAAAAAGGAAAGUAGCUGUGGGAGUUGCCAAAUUGGCAGUUCUCCCCGACAAUGAAAUCCCUCCCCAAAUCCCACAAUUAGGUUUGCAACUGUUUUUAAAAUGUUACUUUUAAAAAAAUGAAUAAUUGUGAAUGUACCACUUCAAACGUUUUAAGAGGUGGAUGGCCCAUCAGAAAGAUGAGUAGAUGUCUGAACCCGUGGGGUUGUCUUGCUGAUAGGUAUAUCUGCUGUGGAAAUAGCAAAUCCAGUUUGGCUCUCAUGGGUGAAGAACUCACUGUGACUGCCCUUUUAAAUACCACAUCCGUCCUCGCCUUCAAAUGCUCCAGUCUGGUUUGACCAGUUUUAAAGAGAAGCAAUAUCACCAUACAUGCUCUGUCCCUUUCCCCAGGGUGUGAAAAGUUCAGGGCAAUCUUUAAACAGCUGGUUCUUUUCCGCAGUGAGCACCCUGCAGAUUUCUUUGCAAAGGAUGAAUGAAUAAUGUGGAUGCAUCGGCCAGCGAAAGCUUUGCUGGUUCCAAAACGGAAUCAAACCAGGCCCCAGAUGUAAGAUGAUUUAAACAAGCAAAGUUGUUUUAAGCUGCUUUUUCAGCACCAAGAACAACCAGAGCUAAAUUUAUUAUUCUUGCUCAGCUACCAGCUGUAGAUGAGUAGCUUGGUGGGGAGAACAUCUGCUUUGUAUGCAGAAGGUCUCAGUCCCUGGCAUCUCCAGGUACAGAUGGGAAAGAUUCCCUACCUUAAACCCUGGAGAGCUGCUACCAGAUAUUAAAGGAUCCAUCUAGCUUGGUUUUUAUCUGGCUCAGUGCAAGGCAGGCUUUUAUGUUCCUUUUAAGUAAAGCCUAGUACAUUGGGCAGAAAGUCUACUAGCAGAGUAAGUAUUGUUCUCUCAGCCAACCCCAGCAUACAUUCUCCAGGAAGAAGGGAUGUGGGGACAAGGGGCAUUAUGCAGUUUGCUGUGUUCAUGUCUUUCUGCUUCGUUGUCUUGUGCCCGACAGUCCUGCGGAACUCACUGACACGGAAUAUGGUAAGGGCUAAUAGGUCAAUUAAGGCCUGUUUCAGUUUGUGGGGUUUCUGACCAAAUACAUGAAUGGAAUAACCACUGAGGUGAUUGGAUGGGACAAACAGGAAACUCCCAUUUUCAUUCUCAAACCUGGAUUUAUGUGUGUAUUCUGUGCACAGAAUCUGGCUUCUGGCACAAAGUAUGCCUACCUAAGUAUCCCAGAACUUCUACUUCUUUAAAAGAUAAGAUUCUAAUUGUCUCAAAGACAAAAAAAGAGGGUGAUAUAAGGGGGCUGCAACAAAACAUUGCAGUACAAAGUGCUUGUUCAUGAUUCCAGCCACUGGCAUAGCAAUCCUUGUACUCUAUCCCAAGUCAUUCCUUGCUGCCCAGCAGCCCUUUAAGAUCACUCUGUAAAUAUGUAAUUAUUAUGUAGUACAGGGGUUGCCAACCUUUUUGGGUCAGUGGGCUACAUUUAGAACUUUUUUAAAAAGUGCCUUAGGUCACAAAAUGGCUGCCGUGGGGGGCAUGGCAUAAUAACUUUGCUGUACUAGGGAGAGGCUGAGCCAGUGGAAACAGGAAGAGCAAACAGUAUCUCUCACAUUGUUGAUUUUUUUGAGGCAAUGUGGCACCCUUUUGUGGGUGCCAUGGAAGGUACUAGGGACACUGGCACCUAUAAGGUGUCAUCUUAGAGGCUCCUGGUAUAGAAGUUUACAUGUUAGCUAAUACUUUGAAGCUAUCUCAAAUUGAGUUCAGCACUCAGAGCAGGGGGGCAGGACUGUGCUUCAUUUCCCCCAAUUUCCCAAACUAAUGAAAGCAGGGCCAGUCUCAUCGUUGGGCAGAGUGGGGUGAUGGCCUCUGGCAACAGACACUGGAGGCAGCCCUCUCCAGCCAUUCCUCCUGAGAGUGCGCCACAGGCCUGCCAUAUACCUCUAAACUAGAUUGCUUCCCUCAGAGUGUCUUCCCAGGAACUUAUCUUGGUUUUGUUGCAGAAAUUUUCAACCCGGUUACCCCCUCCAAAAUUGGUUUGCACUGAGUUUAAAAGUACCACACCGGUAUUUGGAUCUGUGAUUGUUUUCUUGGACCAACAUACCAUCAGUCUGGUAUGGGGCUGAUACCACAAGUCUGCUGCUCUCUGAAAUACUGCAUUUUUAUAUAUAAAAAAGACAAAAAGUUGUUGGGAGAUAAGUUGAAUAUGCCAUCUGAAAAUGUACUGUUUUUUGUUCCUAUCUUUUUGUUUUGUUUCUAAUAAAAGUUCUGAUUGAUGAUGAUUUUUUUUA
This is a messenger RNA of Podarcis lilfordi (Lilford's wall lizard), 70137 nucleotides long. The record is from the annotation of a GenBank genome assembly. Lineage: Eukaryota; Metazoa; Chordata; Lepidosauria; Squamata; Lacertidae.